UUCCUUCAGGCAUCACUGUCAGUGAAACUGCACCAUGGAGCUUUAAUGCCUUUAAUUGCUUUGGGGUGAGUUGAGGCUUGAGUGUUGUCCUAGCUUUGUACGUGGCGGCUUGUUCCAAUGUAAAACUGUAUGAAUUUGCCAUACAUGUAUGUGUAUGGCAUAAUAUUACAUAUAUUUCAGGAUUGUUGUGGCAUGCGGCGAUUACCCAUUUUAAUAUUUAGGCUAAUGACUAAUAGCACAUUAAAAGUUCACGCUAUUUAAAUUUUAUUGGUGGAUAAUUUUUAACUCAUGUAUGUUCUUAAGUUUCAUUAUUGUACUCACAGUUUAAGGCUAAGUUUAUACAGCACCAGACAAAUUUUUUUUUUUCGUGGUUGAAAAUUAUUUUGUGCUGUUAGGUGUUCUUUUUAUGUGGAACCUGACCUUUAUUUAACCAUGAAUGUUUAGACACCUAGCCGUUCAGAGUUCGAAGUGAAUGGAGAGAUUAAUACAGUCUAUCAUUAUUUUAUUAGUGAAGAGUAAUCAGGAGAGAGGAGGGGGGCUUAUUUACUUUCUUUCGCUGAAAAGGGGGCUCUUAUCAGAGGGAAGGGGCUUAAUAUUUGAGAGGUGGGGCUUAAUAGGGGAUUUAUGUGAGCCUAAAGUAAUAAUUUUGUAAUGUACUUAUUAUUUUUCUCCUGAAAAAUCUUCCUUUGUUCUUGCAGGACGUGGAAAUCUAAAAAAGGUGAAGUUGGUAAAGCAGUGAAGCUUGCACUGCAGUAUGGCUACAAGCAUAUUGAUUGUGCCCAUGUGUAUCAAAAUGAAGAUGAAAUUGGUGACACGCUAACUGAAGUAUUUAAAGAGGGAAAAGUUCAACGUCAAGAUGUCUUUAUUACCUCAAAACUAUGGUAAAUAUCUUGCAUGUCUUUUUACUAGUAAUACUUGUUGUGUACAGUAUAAUGACAAUUUAUAAUGACAAUUUCCAUGGGAGGUUUGUCUUAAAUCUACAGUUAGCUAAGUGAAAUAAUAAUAUUAGGAGCUAUUAGUUUCUCCUUUCUCGCUUCUUGAAGGAGUGUUUGGAAAAAAGUGCUAGCCCAGUUGACUUCUGGAAAACUAUAUUCUCCUUGUACAUGUAAAUGUAAAUGUUUACUUGAAUUUGGAACAUUAAAUACAUGUUGAUACUACUGAUUUAAUUUUUCUUUGCAGCUCUUAGUUUGCAAUAUUUAUGGAUUUGAAGCCAAAAAUCCUUGAAAUGUAGCUUAAGCUUGUGGUCUAUUGAAGAGGCUAAAUACCAUUAUUGUAGUUAGCUUAUGGAUACAGCUGUUUCUUCUCCCUCCUCACAGGGAUGUUUUGUGAGAGGGACGUCUGUGUCGGAAUGACAGAAAUGUGCCUAUACUGAUGAUGUAAAAAUUAAUGUGUCCAGAAUCUGAUCAUGAGCUCUAGAUCUGAUUGACCAACAUAGUAAUAAUUUAUUGUAUUUUUUUUGUUGGCUAUUGUUUACUUUUAUGAAUGACAGGCAAAAGGCAAAAGGUCAUAUUAAAGCUCAUAAAUCUACUUCAAAACAUUCUUUUUUCCGGGAUAUAUUCUUCUUUAUCAAACUUCUUCCUGUUUAUGCUUUAACUGUGAACAGGUGUAACAGUCAUGCCCCAGAGGAUGUGCUCACUGCCUGCCAAACUACCCUGAAAAACCUCCAGCUGGAUUACCUUGAUCUAUAUCUUGUAAGUUGUCAUGUCAUUGUUCGUGAGCUGCUCAGGUUUACUCAGAAUUAUUGAGGCUAACACCUUUAAAGAAAGACACUUGUUAGCCCACAAGUAACAAUAUUUGCUAACUCCACUGUACAUGUACACCUGGAAGGAUGGGGGGAAGGGGAGGGGAAGGUACUGUAACCCCCAUAACAUAAGUUUCAUGUUUUUUUAACAAACUAUUAAUGGUGAAAAAAAUGCAUGAUGACACAUGAAAAGUAAUUUUGCCGGUCAACUUGCCAGCAUGGUUAUAUUUCAAAACCUGUAGAAGUUAAUGCUGAAAAUUCCAUGACUUCGUUGGCACUUUUUUGUCUAAAAUCCUUGUGUUAGCCCCUAGAUUAUUUUCCUUUUAUUGUUAAUUCUUCCCAUCUGUGGCAUGUUAUCACAUCCACCCAAGUGAAUGCUUUAUAAGCAGCAUUUUUGUUUCUCAAGUUUUAGUAGCGAUACUUCAAUUGCAUUCUAAAUUUAAUUUAAUAGAUAAUUAAAGUUAAUUCAGUGUUUCCAAAAGAGUGUUAUUAGACUAUGGAGAUAAUAAUAAUGCUUGCCUGUUUUUCUCUCAAUAGAUCCAUAUACCUCUUGCAUUUAAAAAAGAUGUAAGUUUUCCUCAUUGUGUAGCUGAUGGGGUCAUUGGUUACUCACCUGAACGGAUCGCCCAAACCUGGCAGGUACUUAAGUGUACUGACAUGUAACCAUUAAACUUCAAAGAGUAUAGAAAUAGCAAAUAGUACGGUGCAAAAAAAUUAUACUAUAGAACUGCACACUGAGUUACUAUUUAAAGAUUAGACAAACAAAAUAAUUGAAAUUAUCAUUAGUGAAUUCCUCACUUUUUUGUCUCUUGUCAUCAAAAUGUUAUGUGUGUCUGACUUUUGUCAUUAAAAUGAUGAAAUAACAAAAGUCAGACAAACAUUGCGAAUUAGUCUGUGUCACUCUGAUAUGCAUUGUGCUCUGGAAGGAGCUCUCUCAGUACUGUGUCCCAUGUUCACAUAUCAGAAAUGCGUGAGCGUGCAACAACGAAGAUCACUGAUACAGUGUAGGGGUUACACGUAACCUUUGCAUUCUCUGAGACUUAGUUAUGAACACACGUUCAGAUCUGAAUUUUGAAUCGUUGGAUUUUUCAUUUCAAUGAAAUCCCCCCGAACCUCUUACAGAACUGUUACAGGGAUUGAUGUAUGCGCUAGAUAGAACCUAAAGAAUUGUUGUGAUCUUCCAGGCCAUGGAGAAGCUUGUAGAACAAGGCCUUUGCAAAGCUAUUGGAAUCUCAAACUUUACGAUAAAGAAGACAAAUACCCUUCUAGAAACCGCCAAGAUAAUACCAGCUUGCAACCAAGGUACGUACACGUCUUAUAGGACUCUUGAACACGUUUAGCAGAGACACUUAUUAACUCCUUAAUUUCUUGCAGCUUUUCACACUCUAAAGCCUAGUCCAGACGUUGAGAUUUUGACAAGUGUUCAUGAAAAGUUUGACGUCUGGCUCUGAGUUAAGUUCGUAGAGUCUGAAUCGUCCAAAACAUUCUAUCCGUCUGCUUCAGACGGGUAGAACGUCUGAAGAUCGUCUCCGGUACAAACGUGGAUCUUCACAUGCAACGAACUAAACUAAUAAAUUAAAAAUUUGUAUAAUAAUGUAUAUUUAGACUCGUUUGGGAGAAAAUUUAUGAAAAUUGCUUUUUGGUCUGAUUCAGUUGUUUGGUUCGAUGCUUCCUAAGUUCCACGUCUGGCCCAACAGACGGUCGGUCUAAACUUAAUUUAGCUAGGUCGACCCAAAUUAGAGUUUGGUUCAUGUCAUGAAAAGUUCGACGUUUGGUGUUCUGAAUUUCACACUGGUAGUUCAUUCAUCUUUAGUUAAAAUGUCCCGACUCUUUAGGUCGUGGGGGUGGGGGUAGGGGGAGGGGCGUAAAAAUAUCAAAAUCUAGAGUCGCUGUUGCACAGCUCUGAAGAUGUAAUUAAAUCAUUGGGUUGUUUUUGUUUCGUUUCAUGUUCAACAGUGGAACUUCACCCAUACUUGCCUCAGCCACAGCUGUUAGAGUUCAGUACAAGCAAAGGUGAGUCAAAUUUAGGUUGGACAAGUUACUAAUUUAGAAGGUCUUAUUGAUAACUCUUCAUAAUUCUUGAGAAAGGUUUUCUUCCCUCACUGACACCGACGGCUUGGAAGAGAAAAUCCGAAUAUUUCCAACAGUAGUCGAACCUAAGACCUUUAGAUCCAGGUGCUCUACCACUGAGCUACAGGAGAGUCUACAGAAGUUCACUAUUUAAUGAGGCAUUAGGUCCGUUUGUAUGUAACAUACUUUAGAGCACAUCAUUCAGGCGUGGACCUAGCAUUAAUCAUAACUGUAACAAAAUGCUCAAAUCUGAUUGGCUAUCAACUGUCCUGAUUUCAGCACUAAUAGGACAGUACGCGUCAUGCCUAUGUAAUUGGACAGAACGCGUCAUCGCACGCGCACACUUAAAUGGCUUUUUUCCCUACUAGCAGAAAACUCUUUUAAUUUCUUGUGUUUUUUAUUUUCAAGAGGGCUAAAUCAUCACAAAUUUUGUCAUAGUUAUGAUUAAUUGGUAACAGAACUUCGUGUCGUUCAAUUCGGUCUGUAAUCAUACUCGUGAUUAAACAAAUCGGACGACCGCGUAUUUUGUUAAUCACUCGUAUGAUUGCAGACCGAACUGGACUCCACUUAGUCCUGUUACCAUUAUAAAAAGUGACCGAUUUCCUAAACAAGCACCGGAGGCACAAGCUUCUAGGGGAGGUCCAGGGGCAUGCACCGCCGGGAAAUGUUUUGGGAUUUUAACUCCCUUAAGUUACCUUCCAUGGGUUUCUUAGUCAUUCAGACAUGAAAUUGGCCAGAUUUUAACCUGGAAAGCGGUUACUAUUUUAUAAAAAAUCUGACCGAUUUUCGUAAAACGGUGGAAACCGGUGUGGAUCCGCGCCUGUCGUUAUUUAUGUUGCCAUAAAAAUUUAUACGUGAGACGACUUUAAACAGGUUUAAGGUGGCUAUGUCACGAGGAUAUUGCUGUUUAAGGUCAAGACUACUUAGCCCUUUGCUCAUACCCAAAAUCCUCCUCUUCUUUAUGAAGAAGAUAUGAAACACAUUUCAACAGCGGGAAAUAACCAUAAUAGUAGACUGUUCACAGUCCUCUAUUUUUCCGUAAGAUCGUCGAGAUCGAAGACUUUGCGUUACUGGCGGCCAUCUUGGAUGAGUCUACCAAUAUGGCGGUUCGUAACGCCGUGCGCUCGAUUCUGAUUCUGUAAACAGUCUACCAUAAUAAUAUUUCUGGUGAUUUUUGCAGACAUCGCAUUAAAAUAUGAAUAAGUUUGCCCAACUUUUUCAACUUUCAAUCCAUGUCCAUCCUUGCCAUCCGUAGGAAUAGAUGAUAGGAAACAGUUUGAACGCCUAUUGUGGUCUUAAACAACAAAACUGGACCAUUAUUUUUGAAAUUCAAUUGAUGCAAAGACACGUUUUUACUUUUUAAAAAGAUGGAAAAUAUCGUGACACAGCUCAUAAUGCAAGACCAAAUCACCUGACUGACAAUUGUAAUUAUUAAUAGAAACUAACAAAACUAUUUUGGUGGUAAAAUAGAUGUUCGCUGCUGUCUUCUAAAUCGUAUGACAUAAUUAUUAUGACCAGAAGGCGGAUAGUUUGUCGUUUUAUGUUCUUAUGGGAAUUCCUAUCAGAGAGACAUACAAUGGGUCACGGAGACUGCUUGAGAGAAGUCAGUUUUACGGUAUUGAAGUAAUUUAAGGGAGGCUAUGUCCCGCAAGUGGCUGCUUAAUAGGGAGUAAUAGCUUCUCUUCGUACCGGUUUGACCGUAUUGUAAAUGUGUAGCUAGAAAAUCGCUGCAAAUUUUCCCAACAAAAUUUUCUCUUUGUUUUAUUUCAGGGAUUGUAGUGACUGCCUAUUCUCCGCUCGGAUCACCUGAUAGGCCGUUUGCCAACAAAGACGAACCUAUUGUGUUAAAUAAUCCUCUGUUGAAGAAAAUUGCUGAUAAACACAAAACUACAAUCGCUUUGGUGAGCCGUCUUUACAUCUUUUAUAGACUGCUCACAGUCCUCUAUUCAUUUCUCGUAUGUUUACAUCAUGACGCGACCGUCAGAGUGGAGAGCGAUGGAUUUGGACGGGGUUGGGCGAGAGGGCCUUUUUUCGCUCUUCCGGCGUACUUCUUCACGCUCUCUAGCCUGUUCCAUGCUUCAAGAUUUAAUGUGCACAGAUUGUGAAAACUGAUGCGAAAACUGACGCGCAGGGUCUGGAGAGAGAGAAGGUGGUUGAGCUUCUCUCCUUCUUUUCCCGCCACCUUCUCCUCCCCCAAAUCACGCACGUCUUAUUUUCGCUUGGUUUGGUGACGUCACAGGCUACACACCCUCGUGCUUCCCGCUCACUUCGCUAUCGAGAAUUAUUCGUAAUGUCGCGUUCUGUGUUUCGCAUAUUUGCGUCAAGAAAGUAGCAAGGCUGUGAAAAGUAUAAAUCUUUGUACCUUCUCUAAGUGGAUGGCGUAGAUUACCAAGUUGAACCGAGUUUUAUGUUAUAAUCCUCUAAUAAUCUCCGCAUGUUUCUGAUUGGGUGCGGCGUUUAUCGGUAAUUUCGUCUGCACCUACGGCGAUUCGAGAGCGGCGUUUAAUCGAGUAAAUAGGCAUGUCGAAGUAGUUGUUGUAAAUAUCGCUUCAAUUUUUACCUACAGUACAGCAUACCUAAACAGAAGUUUCAAUAACAACUUACCUAUUUUAAAUUGUCUUCUGAACAAACUCCUAAAAAGUACCUUCUAAUACGGUUUUUACCUUUGAGCCGGUGUAUUUCCAACUAGGUGGUAUCGAAUUCGAAAAAUUCUCUCUCUAAGACGCUGAAUUGUCGUACGCACGGCAGACGUUCUUAGGGGUUCGUCACGCGUUCUUGCCCGACGUUGAGGUGGGGGGACGAGCGACGAAGCCCUAAGAACAUCUGUGUGGGAGGUUAGGCAUUACCUGACUUUACCCAAGAACACCUAUAAUUUUUUUUCCCGUUCGUUUCGCCCCCGUAUCCUGGGGAGAAAGGCUGCUUGCGACAAUUCACUAACCCCGAACACUCUUUCUGGUGGUUGUCCCGCUGAGAUUAUAACAAGUAAAGUUGAGCCAUGCAUUUUUUCCCUGUUUUAACAGGUCGCUCUGGCCUGGGGUAUUAAGCGUGGAACUCCAGUCCUUCCAAAAGCUGUCUCUGAGAAUCACAUCAAAGAGAACCUGGAAGCACUUAAUGUAAAACUAGAUGAUGAUGACAUGAAGGCCAUCGAAAACAUCGGGAUACGUCACCGAUAUCUGACUCAGACGUGGAUGUUCAAACCGGAGGAAGUUCCUGAAAAUUACUGGGAUGGCGAAGAGUGACAGCAAAAAAUUGUCUUUUUAAUGUAUAGCUGGAUAAAAAAUACAAGAAAAUUUCUGAAUGCAAUUAGAAGAACCGAUAAAGCUGUUUCGUCUAAAAUUGUAGCUGGCUAAUUUGAGGGAUGCAGACAAUUGAGAGCAAAGAUUUGGGAAAAAAAGCUGUCUCUGAGAAUCACAUCAAAGAGAACCUGGAGGCACUUAAUGUAAAACUAGAUGAUGAUGACAUGAAGGCCAUCGAAAACCUCGGGAUACGUCACCGGUAUCUGACUCAGAAGUGGAUGUACAAAACCCGAGGAGGUUCCUGAAAACUACUGGAAUGGCGAAGAGUGACAGCAGACAAUUGUCUUUUUAAUAUAUAGCUGGAUAACAAAUACAAAAAAAUUCACUGAAUGCAAUUAGAAGAACUGAUAAAGCUGUUCGUCUAAAAUUGUAGCUGGCUAAUUUGAGGGAUGCAGACAAUUGAGAGCAAAGAUUUGGGAAAAAAGCUGUCUCUGAGAAUCACAUCAAAGAGAACCUGGAGGCACUUAAUGUAAAACUAGAUGAUGAUGACAUGAAGGCCAUCGAAAACAUCGGGAUACGUUACCGGUAUCUGACUCAGAAGUGGAUGUACAAAACCCGAGUAUGUGCCUGAAAAUUACGGGGAUGGCGAAGAAUGACAGCAAAAAAUUGUCUUUUUAAUAUAUAGCUGGAUAACAAAUACAAAAAAAUUACUGAAUGCAAUUAGAAGAACUGAUAAAGCUGUUCGUCUAAAAUUGUAACUGGCUAGUUUGAGGGAUGCAGACAAGAUUGGGGAACGCGCGAAGAGAAAAUAAACCAUACGACCACCAGAGCACAUCCAGUGCGAUUUACUUGUUGACUUUUUGCUGUGCCUUUCUUCUAUAUACCUUGAUCAAAAUGGAGGCAGUGGUGGCAAAAAAUGGCUAACUACGUGAGUGAAAAAGGAAAGUAAUUUUGCCACCAUUUUCAGUGCAAUAAGGCGUAUUCUCCUUGUCUCGGAUACAAACUGAACUUUUUCGCUUAUUGCUUGCUUCCACUUGUGAACAGUCAAAAACGGCUAAGAAUUUCCGAUAAGUUCUCAGGGGAUAAAUCUCGUUCUUAUGUAGGCUAUAGAGACAAUGGGUAGGCCUGUCCCGAUGGUGCUCGACAACUUUUUGUUGCCCUCUGAGCAAUUUUUGAGCAAAAUAUACGUUUAGAGCACAUAACAAGCAACGAUUUCAUAGAAAAAUUCAAGUCAUGCGAAUUGCUUCCGAGAGUUACGAGAGGAUUGUAUUCCCUUGUAAACGAUUAUCAAUCUUUAAACACGUAACAACGUUUCGCUGGCCUAAAAAGGCAAUUGUUGCCGUAUGAAUAAUUAAUUAGUGCCCUUAAAAUUUCUCCCAUAAUUGCGAGCAUCUCUUAAAGCUAACUUUCUGGACCGAUGUUAGAAAUUAUUAUGAAGAAUGAAAAAAAAGGCUUUAAAUUGACGUUUAUAUAAAAAUAUGCAGAAAUUUCGAUAGCAACUUUUGCAAUUUAAGUAGUAACUUGUUGGAUUUUUGGCAAUUUUUUAACAAACGUUUUGGCAUUAGUAAGCAAUGUUCCAGCAUUUUCCGAGCACAAACCGGACUGGCCUAACAACGGGUUUGUAUACGUAUACGAACUGAAACAGGUUCUGCUUUUUCAUUGCCUCUGUAAGCUUGAAAAUCAGCCCUAUACUUCCAUAUUAACCACCUGCACAGCUAGCCUCAGGGGCACCCAACGGCAAUUUUCGGGAAAAUAUCUGUUCGGAAGACGAUUUGAGAACUAGAAUUUUCGGAACAUUUGUUGUAAAAUUUCUUGCUUGCCUGCCUCUCCUAGGAUUUUCGAACAUCUACAAAAUGGUAUAAUUACCCAUUUUAAACGGAUAUUUACCCUAAAAAAGGCCACCUAGAAUUUUCGGGAGUCUUUUCCUGGCUGAAAUUUUCGAAAAGUAAGUUUUGACCCCUCUAAUUUUCGGAUAACUAGACUUUCAGCUAGGAAAUCCGAACAGAUGAAAAGUUUUUAGGGGAUAAAAAUAUGCCUAUAUCUACCGUUUAAAUACUAAAAUACGCUCAACAAUGCUAUGUUAAGUGGUUUUGAACUAUAUCCUCGUUGGGUGCCCCUGUAGCCUGGGAAUACAUCCGUUUCUCCUCGCUCUUCGCCGCUGGGGACGUUAACGUCACCAGCGGCGAAGAGCGAUGAAACUAAUGGGAUGUAAAAAUAAAGAAAUGUGACCGAUUUCUGCUAUAUUAUAUAUUUAUUUACCGCACACAGAAAAGAAGGGGGGAAAAGCAACAACUACCUGCGAUAUAACUCCAACCCCGGUAUGACCAAUCGAUAAAAACCGAUAUCGGAAAACCGUUCGAUAAAUCGAUAUCAAUCGAUAAUUUUUAAUUAAUCGAUAUCGAUUUUAUCGAUCAAUCGAUAGAAAUCGAUACUCACAGUCUUCCGCGUAUUUAACGAUAUCGAUUUUAUCGAGUAAUCGAUAUUAACGGAGUAUCAAAAACCAUACAAAAUAAAAUAUAAAACUGCUUCUAUGUGGACAGCGUUUUAAUUUAAUAUAAAACAAUGAACAGAAACAUUAAGCAACCAAGGAUUUAUUUCAUUCAGUCAACACAUUAACUUCAUUCUUUGUUUUUUUUUUUGUUUCUUUGGUUCUGGAACCAUGUUUUAACCUAAAAGGAAAAAAAAAAAAAAAAGAAACCAAAUUUAUAUGUUUAUAUGUUUAUUGCAUGCAACCGUAUCCCGGUUAAUCAUUUUGACUCUUAUAUUCCCGGUAUAUUCUCGCAAGGUCUCUCGAUGAUUUUACUUUAUAUCUCCAGGAAAAAGCUUACUUGGUGUUGCUCUAAGUCAAAGUUCUCGGCCAACUUUUCCAUUAGCUGUGCCGUCGGACGGCAUUUACAAACAUGUUUUCUGAGCUUCUUAAUGUUGAGUUCCUUUCAAAUUUAUAUCAGUUAUUUUUGUUUCAUUACCUCUCUUCUGCUUUAGUUGCGGAGUUCAUCAUUUACUCCGUUUUACUUAUUUAUAGAAUGAUUUUAGCUCUGAUUUGUAGUAUGAUUUUUGCGGCGGCGAGGGUUUUGCUGACAAAACAUUUACUGGAGACAAUGUCUAGCAUUACAACUACGCAGCUUCGUACUUCGUAGUACAUGUAUUUGUAGGAUGUCAUUACGACAUUUAGCUUGAACAGUUUCUGAGUAAAUACAAAAAGCGGUUAUGUUAUGUUGCGUUUCCCCGUUGAAUCAUGCCAGGGAAUCGUGUUAAUAUUAUUUGAUUAUCAGUAUUCAUUCAAUUAUCGAUUUGUUAAAUAAAUCUUUAAAUUCGUCCUACUUGAUUCAUUGAAUCGUAAGAGUGUUUUUAUGGAAGAUUUGAUACAUUUUAGAAAUUCGAUAAAAUCGAUAACAUUAAUUUAAAAAUCGAUAAUUAUCGAUUACUCACAACGUGUCCUUUUAUCGAUUUUAAUCGAUUUCCGAUACAAUUUACUAAUUUUUAUCGAUUGUUAUCGAAUGUUAUCGAUUAUCGGUUUUAUCGAUUGCACAUGCCGGGCUCCAACAUAUGAGGACAUAAGGCCGCCGGCAACAAGAAACCCCCAAGAAACAUCGCAGGUCUUUACCGCCGGCAUGUCUACGAAGUUGAACUCGAGUCCAACUUCGCAGGCAUUCCGGCGGUAAAGACUGACAUGGCCUCUGUUGCCGGCGACUUCUGCUCUCAUAUCUCAUAUGUCGCAGGUAGCUCGGCAGCAUCUAGGCCUGGGCGGCAUCUGAGAACAAGAGGCGGGUACUGCUGGCGGGCGACAAAGGUGGCCCCGUCAACCGGCACCAGGGGAGGAGGGUGGGGCGACGAAAGCUUCUUUGACCAAUCGAGCCAAAUGAUCACCGAUACACGUGUAGAUGGAAAGAACGGGAAUUUAAACAGACGGACAUCAAAGCAUCAUGCCCGCUUCGGACACAUGAGAGUACGGAGGAAUCUAAAGGUUUAGAGUCACAUUCCGUGUUGCGCUACUUAUGUAUGCAGUGAGAACUUUUAAUUUUGUUUCAACUUCAUUAGCAUACAUUACCAUACCCUAAAACAAAGAAAAACAAAAAUGAGCUGAGAUGAAAAAAUUAACUUCAACAUAAAUAUGGAGCAUCAAUUGUGGCCGAUUCUUCAGAAACCCUUUAUUUGUGACAAGACAAGACAAUUAAGACAAGACAAUGUUUUAUUUGGAGUCUUAUACAGUCCUAUGUAUAUCGACUUUAUCCAGUCCUAUGUAUAUCGGUGUAGGGGGGGGGUGGGAGGGGUACUCGACCAAUAUUUGGGUGUAGGUGAGCCGCUGAGGGUUUGAAACCCAUACCCUGUUUAGGAUAACACCCUCAACUUUAGUACCCAGAUAGGACAACUCCCUCAGAUGGGGACAAGGUUAUAUCAAGCACACCUGUCAACUUGCACUUAUCUUAUUUAGACAAGGGUGCCAAGAACAAUAACAUUUAUAUUUAUUCCAGUAAAUCCUUUGGGUGAUGACGUACUAAAUAUCUGCAAACAUUUGCACGAAGACGAAAUCGAUCAUGCAUGAGACACCCCGUUUAUAAUUAGAACACACUCGCACAAAUCAUGCACACUGUUUAGGACAGUUGUUGAAUUUAUGGCUCAACAUAAACUAUUUCUGUUUUCUUAUAUAUUACGGUUGAUUUUUUUUUCACUUUUAAGUGGUAAGUUGCUGUUUAGUUUAGUGUGAGAAGAAUGGGUACUUUAUGAGAUUAUAAAAACCAAAGUGACCCUGAAGGAGUUUGUUGGACUUUGAAUUUAUAAGAGAAUGUAUGACAAUAAACAAAAUACGUCCUAAAUUCCAUUUUUUGACAAAAAUAGAAACGAGAAUGACUUACCUUGUGUUUUUGUUUUGUUAAGCUAAAACGGCCUGGAUAUACCCUACUUCAAUAAUUAUUAUUUAUUUAUCAGUAUUUUAGUUAUUCAUUUUGAUAUUUGGCAGGUACCACAAGGAAAUGAUUUGGUUGUUCCUUUUUAAUUUAGAUGAUAGAUAACUUUGUAGGUGAUAAUUAUUUGUAAUGCACUAAACUGGGGGCCUUUCUCUGCUACCAAAAGAAAAUCUUUAACUUUUAAAACAGAAGGGUCAAGGCUUCUUUGCUGAAUCAAGGCACUGUAUCGUGGAACACAGUGCUUUUGAGAAUUACCACCAAAGUAGCAGCUUUAUUUCCUGAAAGAAUGAUUAUAAUGGAAGCUUUAUUUAAUGCAUGGCUAAUUUCAAAUUUUCAGGUGACUUUCCACCCCAGGUAUAGAGGGUACAUAAAAGCACAUUGUGGAAGUGGACAAAGAGUAAGAGGAAAGUAAAACAGAGGAAGGAAUUAUGGGAAAAGGAAGAAAUGAAAAAAUGGUUGUAGAAUUGUAAACAAACAACUUUAUUUUUAUAAAAGUAAUAAACAAUUUUUUUUACACAUUUUAUCAAAUUCUUAGAGUGGUUUGUUUAUGGUUUUGAGAAUUUUAUUAACCAAAUGGUCAAGCUACCCAGACAUGCAACUGAGCAGCCAACUGCUUGGCCUCAAUGAAAAUUUUUUUUUUCCUGUUUUCUUUUUUCUUUUUUUCUUUUUUUUUUCAUUUUAUUUGCUAUUUCUCUUGAAGCCUUCUCCAAUUUUCUUCAUUUCUUCAUUUCUUUCUCCAACUGGUUUCUCUGUUCCUCACAAGCAUUUGACUGCAACACCCUCCGGAUCUCCAACUCCUCCUCCUGUUACAGCUGCAACAUGGAUAUACCUGCAUGAUCAUUUUUAUUCCAUUUUAAAUUUAUGAUAAGCUCACCAUACUGAGUGAAAAACAAAAAAUAGCCCAUAACCAGCUUAAUGCUGAAGGUCUUGUCUCAUCAGGAGCUCACAAGGCAAUCAAGGAAAUAGGUAAUAGGUCACAGGGAGGGGAAGGAAAACAUCUUCCCCCCCUCCCCCCUUGAGUGGAGGAAGGGGGAAGAAAAAGAAAAAUAAUUCAUCCCAGGAUCAACAGGAUCUAUUUCCACACUUUUCAACACCAUGAUGGUACCACUUGGCUGAGGACUGUUGUCAGAAAGUUCAGUGUGGAAUAGGGUAUGGAAGGUAGAGAGUUUUGGUGACAAUGAGGCUCCUAGGAUUUGAAAAAAACAAAACAAAAUACAAGUGCAAAAAAGGAACUAUAAAUAAUUUUGCAAAAAUCCUAAUAUUUAGGAUAAAUAAUUUGAAUUGAUACUAGAGUUUCUAGUAAAUGUGAAAAGAUAGCAGGUGAACAUGGGCGGGCUGGAAGAGGCCAGCAGUAGAUCUAGGGAGGUUCCCGGCUCUCCAUAUUUCUAGAUCAAAUUGAGGACAACAGUGCCGAGAAAAUUCUUUUCUAGAUUGAGCUCCUCCGUACCUUAAGGUCUGAAUGAGUGGUUCCUUCCCGCCACCUUAAGGUCUGGUGAGAAUCCUCCCCCCCCUGCUCCAUCCCUCUUCUUAACUGAAGGUUCCGAUCUGCCACUGUAGGCUCCAGGUCCUACAUCAGAGCUAUACAGAGACACUACACUAAUACAUAGUUAAUCGAGUGGAAUGGUUAUGAAACCCAUCAGACUCCUUUGUUAUAUGUUUUUGUGGACCUGAAAGUGCACAACGCUCAAAAGAAUUCCUAUCAUUUUGAUUGUAUUGACCAAUAAAAACGUUGCAUUAAUUUAUUCCGUAACAAUUUGCCAACGGAAAACAAAGGAUUGUGCACUUUCACGGUACUUCCAACAUAAACUGCAGCACUGUUGUUUUUAUCAUUGAUGUUUGCCACUUUUCAUAACCAGUCUCCUCAAAUGACUAUGACUAAUACAAUCUGCAGGACCAUUUUUUUUGAGAAACUUUCAGAGCAUAUGUCUGCCUGAGCUUGUAAUAAUGAUCACCAAGCUACAAGAAGUAUGACCUGAAGUAAAUUAGGGACCUGUCAUUUAUUAGAGGGGGGGGCAGGGCUGGUGCAAUUCUUUUUUCCCAGGUGAAUUUUUUUUAUGCCCUCCCCCAAUUUCCUGCAGGAAAAAAUGUAACCCUCCCCCUUGUAUGGCCCAAAAUAGUUAUAACCCUCCCCACGCUAAAAGGUAUGACAGGGAUUAUUAAAAGAGAUCAACUUUUUACCUUGUGAUGAAGGGAGGGGCCAAUACGACAUUCAGGAACAGGUAUCUAAGAUCACCUCAUGCACUGAAGCAAUGUUGAGCACGGACAAUCCUGGUGCCGCUGGAAAAUUUUACACGACCGACUAUGUUCUUGUCCCAGCUGAUUAGUUAAUACUGAGGGCGAACAUUAUGAAGCUCAGUGAGUUACUAGAGAACAUAUUAGAUAUGGAUAGACUCAUUAAAGCUCACCUUAACACCCUGUUUCACUCAAAGACUGGUAAUUUUAUACGAGGAGAAGAGUAUUCUAAAUCGUUUGAUGAAGCUGUUAUUACAAGGCUUGAUGAAGCUAAAAAAAGAGUAAACAGUGAAUUGAAAUAUCUUAAUGAGAAACUUGAUCAAUGCAAAGACAUGUUUUGCAGAGUGUUGCUGUUGAAAAACAAAUCAAGAAAAAGACAUACAUGUAGGGUUGUUGGGUAGUUCAGGUUGAUCAUUAUGAAAGUUUAAAAUGCUUAAAUAAUAUAUUUUAUUUGUUGAUUUAUUUUUAUUUUAAGUGAACAGCAAUGUUUGCUAAAAAUGGUAUGGCCCUCCCCAAAUCCCAGCUUAAAUUUUUGGUGACCCUCCCCUUUUUGGCUACAUAAAAUUUAAUGACCCUCCCCCCAACUGCACCAGCCCUCCCCCGCCUCUAAUAAAUGACAGGCCCCUUAUGUGUUUUUUACUAUUGUUAACACUUGGAAUCAACUAACCCAUAAAAUUACAAGAUGGUUAACUGACCUUAACUGUAUUUGUACCCUCUUUGUAAAAGUAACAAUCAUGUUUGUAUUGGGAAGUUCAGUAAUAAUAAUCCAGAUGGCCAAAACUUCCAUAUUUUGGCCAUUCUUAUUCUGAAGUAUCCACCUUAUUCUGAGCUAUCCAAACAGAUACUUUGCUAUGAAUAAGCUUUACACGGCAGUCACGGUAGUGGUACUUUAAUUAAACAGACAUUGUUUGCUCCUUGCACUAAAUUCUUACAAAAAGAACGUGAAAAACAACUAACCUCUAUGUAGGCUUUGAUCCAUAUUUUGGAGUAACCAUUCUCAUCUUCGCCUUUUCAGUCUUUGUAUACUUAGUCUUUCAACACCAACAAGGUCGUAAAGAGUCGGAGCGAUUUGCCGAAAAAUAAUUUUAUUCAGUUCCAGUCUCCGAGCGGAUACCUGAUUUUGGAGUAUCCAUUCUAGUCACGACCUUUUUCUGCCACUCCUAAAGACGGUGAUACGAUUGCGUGACUCUCGAUUUCGCUGAGUCACAGUGAUGGUGACAUUCGUUAGGGUCUGUUGGUCUACACAUUGUUCUCUAUUCUCAGAUCGCUUUAUUCAAACCCGCUGUUAUCACGAUGGUGAGUAAAAUUUUACACUGAGCUACAAUAUGUUUUUGGUGAGAGUGUAAAAUUUCCCGUCCCAUAUUAGCUGUCACAAAUCAGACAAAUGCUGUGUGUCAAUUUAAUUUGCACGCACGCUAGAAUCGUUUUCAAUUUUAUCAAAAUCAGCUCCUCCUGGAUAUGAAUUUUGGAUAUGAAUUAUUUCCAGUAGUUUCCAUAAAUAGCGGGGAGCUAGUAUUUACAGACAACCCAACAUUUCAUAUCCAGUCAGUUGAAGAAAACCAGAGAACGAAAUUAAGCCUUUGUUUAAAUUUAAGGUAAAUUCCGGGGGCACUUGGGUAUUUUUUGGGUGGGUAUGUGCCGCCCGGGACUCCAAAUUGGCACCCCGUUCUAAAAACAAAUUCCCCUAAAAUUGAUACCCCGUUCUAGAAAUGGGCCAAUUUUUUAUACUCCGUUCCAGAAAGUUUGUAAAUUGAAAUAGCCCUGUUUUUUUAAAAAGAUAUUUCUUUAUUUGUUCGACUUAUACAUCAAAUAAAUGCUUCUUCAUAAUCAGCAACAAUUUUAAGCAGAAGAUAAAGCCGUGAUCCACAAUUUUUUAUACCCCAUUGUAGAAAACGCCUCUGAAAUGGAUACCCCAUUCUAAAUCAAGAGCUUCAACAUCAAGACCCCGUUGGGCGGCACAUACCCGUAUAGGCAAUGUAUGGGAGUACCCCCCCCCCGGGGGGAAAUUGGAGCAAUAGGAAAAUUAAAACUGAAUUUAACAGAGGUGGGUCAAUUUAAAAAUCCUCUAGAGGCCAUGUCCUAUACAAGGUCAAAAACACAAGAAAUAACUCAAUAAAGCACACAUGACCUCCAGAUAAAAGAUAAGAUACCUUCAAGCGAUUUGCGUACGUCUGCUCAUGCAUUCAACUCUGAAAUUGGUUAUGGGGGAGGCCUUCCGAGGUGGGGGUAUACUGUUGCUUUGUUGGUCAUUUCUGAGACUGCUUGUCACCAGGUAGGUAAGGAACAAAUGUCACUGUCACACUUUGGGUAGGACAAAAAUAAUCCUGUAGGUAAUCAGCACAAAUUUUUGUGAUACUCAAUUUAGAAUAUAUACAAUGCCAGGAAAGAAUUAAUAUUGUAAGAAAACAUUCUAAAGAAAAUUAAUGACAGAAAAUCUUGGGAAUAUUAAAGGAAGAGAAGGGGCGAGGGGGAGUCUCGUCACGAGUUCACAAACAACAAUUUUGCAUUUCAUGACUCGUGAAACAAAUAGUGUAUUUGAUCUUGGCCACGUGUUUGGGUGAUCUCUGCAUGGCUAUACAUUCCCAAGAGGAGCCAGCAUUAGGCAGGUCUUAUAUAGUGAACUGUGAUGUUACAUCAAAAGACUCAAAAGUGAAGUUAGUCAAGCUGCCAAGCCAAUGCUAGUUAAGAUCGUUUGGCCAAAUUAAUGAUUUAAUAUCUUCAAUAUUCAUCUUCAGUGUGAGAUGUGUACAGUAUAGAGGAUUUUGGCAGUUCACGUUUCACGGAGUGUAUUUCAAUCAGAAUUCACAGAGCAGUUUUUCAGUACAUCCAGAAGCAUAUAACCCCAAAUUCGAAGUUAUAUGCUUCUGGUACAUCACAAUUCACGGACACCAAAAAUGGUCAAUCACGGCUUCACGAAAAUAUGCUUGCGCCCCCUCAAGGAAGAGAUUUUGUUACGUACUUCACUGUCGAAACAGCCAAAUGAAAAAGUGAACAGAUGUCGCUUUCAGUGCGUAAAAAAUGGAUUGUUGCCAUCACAAUUCUUUCCUCCUUUUCUGUCAAUUGACUUACUGCUUUCUGAGCUGAGGAUUGUUGCCAGUUUGAGGGGGGCUGUCUCGCCUGCUGCUCCCCUUGGGAGGCCUCUGUUAUAUACCUGCCAACUUUUUCCGAGAUAUAAGCGUGAGAUUUUUAUCCUGGGAGUGCUGGGAUUUUUGAAGACGACACGAUCAUUUCCGAAGAUUCCCGAAGAAGUCCGAAGUCUUCCGAAGACGUCCGAAGUCUCCCGAAGUCUGCCAAAGGCGGGCUCGCUCCCAGUGCUUUUCACUUCAAAAAUCAGAGAUCGCAAGGAAGGUAUUGCCAUUUAUUCAUUUUACACAUGGUUUUAGUUCCUUACAUGGGUCUGAGUUAACAUAUUUUUGGAAAUUGUGUCAAGCAGGACGGCAACAACUCACAUUUUUCAAUCAGGCGUGAAAAAUUGGCCCGCAGGCGUGAGCCGGCGUGAGAUCGAAGUUUUCAACCCGCAGGCGUGAGACUCACGCCUAAGGCGUGAGAGUUGGCAGGUAUACUGUUAGGGUUAGGUGGCUCAUGAUGCAUUUAUAUCUCAUUUACUAAACAAAUAUCAAUGACGAUCUUCCAUGGUCUAUACUCUUACAAAAUGAUGUCAAUAAUACGUUCAAAACUCAAGUUGAACCAGUUGGAAUAAGGUGUAUAUUUUUUUCCUGUGACCUGCUUUCUAUGACUUGCAAUGUGUUUUGACCUCAGGUCAUGUUUGUGUGUUUUUUGGAGGGGGGAGGGGGCUCUCCACAGAGGGUAUGGAUAUUUUCUUGAGAAAAAGAAAAACAUUUGGUUUCAAAAUAAUUUGAUUUUUUUUUUCAGGCAUCUCCAGUAAAACUUAACAAUGGUGCUUUUAUGCCUUCCAUUGCUUUGGGGUGAGUUGAAUCUUUGUAUAAUAUUGUUGCUUGUUCUAAUAUUUUGAUUCAAAGCUAGAGUUGCAAAUAACCUGGCUCAGGUCAAUUUACGAUGUCUAACUAAAUUUGCCCAUGCCAAGUGUUUGACAAAAUCCUAACCUCUGCAACGUUUGGAGUACUGGAGGUGGAGUACUUUUUCUAAUGAUUACAGCAAUAAAACUGUGAACAUUAUAAUUUACCACCCAGAUAUGUGCAACAAAUUUCCUGGUUUGUCCACAGGACUAACAUGGUGACCUCUCUGGUCAGACAUUGUCCUUUUUCAAAAGAAAAACUCUUUGCGGGCAGAGAUUCAACAUCGAUGUAUUUCCAUAGAAUUGGGACGGUAUAUAUAGAGAGUGAUCAUGUAUGAGAGAUACAUCACUCCUAUGGAUGAAAUUAUAAAGACUAGUCAGGUUUAGAGAUGGUGGUAUUUACCACCUUUUCAUUAUGGUGGGGGUCUGUCAGUCAGCAGGGUACAUUAAGACACCAUUCCCAGCUGGAGGGCACUGCAUCUCUUUAACUGCUGUACGAAUACAGUUGAAUAAAUAACUAAACCAGAAAGUUUUCUUGUCUUUAUACAGCCAUAAAAUGCUCCGGUUCUUAGCACUUUUAGGUCCUUUCACAGACUGCAAAGACAGAUUUCCCUGUUCAUUAAUAUAAUUGAAGCCUGAGAAUAUACCCGUUUUGGGCGGAGCUUCACCAUAUAGGCCAUUAUCAGGAGCAAUAUUUACCCCCAAAACAAAGACAACACCCUUCACAGGGGUAAGUAUUGGCACCUACCAUUAUAGGGAGUACCCCCAGCCCCAUGGGACACCAUUAGUCCUUCCGUUAGGACUGGUGGGUCCUGUCUGUGCACAGUUAUUUGGAACACUUCCCUAAGUUAUACCCCAUAACCAUUUUUCUUAUCACUUAUCAGUAUAAAAUCUAUUUUUAAUAAGCCCUUUCUUGGAUAUUUGUACUUAAAAACUUAUAUAUAAGUUAUGCCUUUUAGAAAAUGAAAAUUCUUGAGGGCUUUUUGUCCUAGACUUGUCUCUCAUACGAGAAUGAAAUCUUCAUGUCUUUUGUAGAACAUGGAAAUCUAAAAAAGGUGAAGUUGGAAAAGCUGUAAAGCUUGCAUUGCACUAUGGCUACAGGCACAUUGAUUGUGCUGAGGCGUAUCGAAAUGAAGAUGAAAUUGGCGACACUCUAACUGAUGUAUUUAAAGAAGGAAAAAUUAAGCGUGAAGAUGUUUUCAUUACAUCAAAACUCUGGUAAAUAUAGCAGAACUUGUUAAUUUUGUUCUACAAAACUAUAUAUAAGUUAGUCCUUAGGUGGAAUGUACAUAUAAUUAGAUACUUAUAUUACGCUCUGUAGACUGCUAUUUACAAAUUUUACGUGUUUAAUUUGAAGUUCUCCUCCUAGCUUGCGAAUACAGCCGUCUUGCCUCAUUUUUCGCUGUUUUUAAUAUAGGAAUGUUUCGCGGGAGAGACAUCUGUGAGACGUGACGGUGUUACGGGCUUCUGUUUCACACUCGGGUUUGAUAAUUUUGUCUCUAUUGGCCAUUUCAGAGUUGCGUAGGGAACUGGACGAGUUUCAAAUUCAAAGUAAUCAAGAAACUGACACCACCAUAUAAAAGGUCAUGUUAAGAUUGGUUUUUUGAACAAGUCUGGUGCUGUAAGGCUGAACAGGGAUCAAGUUAUGACUCUUGAAACAUGUUUAUUAUAAACAGGGCUUCUGAUAUUUCGCGGAAAAAAAAGCAAAAUUUCGCGGGAUUUUCCGGGGCAAAUUCGCGGAAAAAUCGGCCGAUUUCGCGGGAUUUUCGCGGGAAAAAAGUCAAAAUUCGCGGAACAAUCGGCCGAUUUCGCGGGAUUUUCGCGGGAGAAAAGUCAAAAUUCGCAGAAAAAGCGGCCGAUUUCGCGGGAAAUUUCGGGGGGAAACUUCGCCAAGAAACAAUCAGUAAAAAACAGCCGAUUUCGCUGGGUUUUUUUUGGAAAAUUUCGCUAAAAUCGAUCAAUAUUGCGUCGAUAUGACCAGCGUUGGUGAACGUUUUUUUUAACAAGGAUAAUCAUUUGCUCUUUCAACAACAGUUCACUCGAGAAAUGAGCGACUGUUAAAGCUACUAACAUUAUGGUUAGUGCCCAGUUUUUCGCAACGCUCAUGUAAAAACGCCUGGUAGUUUUGGGACGUUGUUUACUCGUUAGAAAUGUUUUGCCGACAUGUAUUUGGAAAUAUUUCUGGCGGAUUUCGCGGUAUUUCGCGUUUUUUUGGGAAUUUCGCGGGAUUUCGCGGAAAUACCUGAAUUUCGCGGGUCCGCGACCGCGCGAAAUAUCAGAAGCCCUGUAUAAAGAUCCAUACAAACUUCUGUAAUUUUGUGACAGCGUCCCCCAAAACCAUAUAAACCCUUAAUUUUUUUCAUGGUUUCUGUGAUAUUCUUAAAAACGGGCAAACACAGUGAUUUUCGAAUUAGUUCCUUCCAAUUAGUAGAUGCAUGACGAAUUUUACAGUUUAAAAGAAAAACUGAAAAAUUUUAAAGAGUUUAUAUGGUUUUGGGGGAUGCUGUCACAAAAUUAUAGAGGUUUGUAUGGAUCUUUAACCAUGUUUCAAGAGUCAAUAACUUGAUUCCUGUUCAAUUUUAGAGCACCAAACUUGGUCAAAUAACCAAUCUCAACAUGACCUUUCAUAUGGUGGUGUCAGUUUAUCGAUUAGUUUAAAUUUGAAACUCGCCCCAGUUCCCUACGCAACUCCGAAAUGGCUAAUAUAGCCUGAGAAAACAGCCGAUAUUUUGCGACGCUACCGGUUGUUUCUCCGCAAAAUAACGUCUGAGAAACAAGUGCAGAGAUUCCUUACUAAUGGCGCGACACUACCCAGAUCUGGGUCGUGCUUCUGAUUGGAUGAAGCCAAUUUCCAACCAAUCAGAAGCACUACCCAGAUCUGGGUAGUGGCACGUCACCAGUAUGGAAUUUCUGCGCCCAUUCCCUCAGACGUCAUUUCGCGGGGACUGACCACCGGUGGCGUCAAGAAAGCUCAGCUCUUUUCUCAGGCUAAUCUUUAUAUUAUGGAACAAAAAAGCCCGCUAGGAACAAAUAGAUCAGUUCAACAGUAUGCAUUGGUGUCACAAAAACAGUCCUUUGCCUAAUUGCAUCUCAAAUUGACAAAAUGCAAGUGUUUGGAAACGAUAGAACGAGGUUGGGAGGGUGUUUUUUAAUUGGAGAAUGAAACGAUAGACAACCCAAGCAAUACUGCUAGCCCAGAUAACAAAAGAAGCGGGCGAGCAGUCUCUCUGUGAGAGCGCGCGCGCGAAAAUGCGAGCUCACACUAAAAGAGGUUUAAGGACUCUUCCUCAACAACUCUUACGCGUUCGUAAUACAGUCGUUGACUUGUUGUUCUGACAUUAAGUCUGCUAAGAGCAAUAAACGGUUUAUUCUCCUGUAUUAAGCUUUGCGUUUCUGCGCACCUGAGUUACGUUUUAGCAGUUGUUUCACAAGAACUGAAAUAAUCUGGGGUUGAUGCGGACCGUUUUUGUUGUUGUAGUUGUUGUUCUUUUUCUUAAAUAUGGGUAAAACGGGCAACAAAAAACGUGCAACUUGUUUUGCUAAGCAUCAUUGCUGCAGAACGAGUUGAAUAGUGAUGUUGCGCGUUUUACCACCCACGAUAAAAAAACCCUUGCAACCUUAUUAUUGUUCGAACGUGGGUGGAAAAAUGUACAACAUCGCGAUUCAGCUCGUCUUGCAGUGAUGUUGCAAAACUGUAGCUAAAGUCUGCGUUGCAUGCUGGGUGCCAACUUCGUUCCCAGAGGCUGCCAUCCUUUCAGUCAGCACCAAGGAUCGUUUGUUGCCCGUGGCAACCAUAAAAGGCAGCGAAGGCUCUAAAGACGAGGUGGAUGGCGGUUAGCACCAGCGGAAGAAGCCUUGCGGUCGCCCUUCUCUCUCAGAGCCUCGUUUUUCACGCGCCGGGUGUAGGCUAGCCUACAUGAUAAAGACGCAUUUUUAUCUGUCAAAGCUAAUUAACCUUCGAUCAUUCUACAAAGAUUUUGGUAGGAAGAUGUAGCUUGUCAAGAACCUGGGGGUGUGGAUUGACUCCAACCUAACGUAUGAUGAGCAUAUUUCCAAGUUGUCUUCAAGCUGUCUCUAUAAAUUUGAGCCGCAUUAACCGCAUUAACCACUUGCCCGAUAGAAAGACACUGAUCCUAGUCAUUAAUGCUGUUGUUUUCACUAGGUUUUUUUAUUUUUCAACAGUGUGGAGUAACCCCUCUAAGAAAAACACUCGCAAAGUGCAGCUCAUCCAGAAUUUUGCCUGUAGGUCUAUUCUAGGGCUUCAGAAGUUUGAAUAUUUUUUUAAGGCGCUCAAGUCGCUUGGGUGGCAUAACGUCUGCGACAAACUCUUUCUUAACGACUUAGUUAUGGGUCAUAAAUGUAUAAAUAAUUUAGCGCCACCUUAUCUAUCCACUCUAUUUAAUACAAGAUUCAGCGUCAGCAAAAGAUCUAAUAUAAAUGACUCUGACCUUGAUCUACCAGAAUGUAGAUUGGCUACAGGUCAGCACCCGUUUACUUUCCGUGGCUCAAAGGGUUUUAACACCCUCCCUAAAGACAUCAAAUCUAUCAAGGAUCCAAAGGCAUUCUGGUGCAAGGUGUCCACCCACCUCAAUACGAAGGAUUAAGAUUUUUAGACUCUCGAAAUAUGUAAAUAUAUUUAAUAUUUCCCCCAAUAUUUGCACAUAACCAUUCACAUUUUCUUGUGAUAGGUUUUCGCAUCUUCUAUUUCUAAAACUUUUUACUAUUUUACUCUAUACUUUGUAAACCUAUUUUAUAGUGGAGUGUAUCUCUAUUGUAAUUAAUUACAGCAGCCGAGAAUAGCCAUACAAAUGGAGUCCUAAUAAAGAAUAUGCAUGUAUUCUGGUAUGUAUGUAUGUUGAUUUAAUAUUAGAGGUAUCUCAAGUGGGUUAGUUUGAAACGCAGGCUCCAGUGGCUUGUUCUUAAUCUCAUCGGAUCCUUAGUCUUUGCUGAUAAACAUCUCGAGCGAAUAUUUUUUGUGUUGUUGUUUCUUUUUGGUACCAUUUUUCAAGCCAGUAUUUGUUAGGACAUUAAUUUUUGUACAGUCGCUGAGAUCUAAAGCACAAAAGCGGCCUUACCCACGUAUUGGGGCAAGUAUAACUCGUUUCUGAAAGAUGUGACAGAAAGUUUUGCUUGCCUGCCCUUUCGCAUUUGUGAACUAGAAAUUUGCAGGGAAAAAAGGCGCGCGACGAUUUCGUUACAAGGGUUAACUCCUUCGGACUAUACGUACAGGACAAUAGUUACUCACAAUUGCUGAAUCAAAAGCUUUAAUCUCACACACAGUCUACAACAAGAAUACAAGCGAAUAAAUACGAUUAAAUGUGAGAACGUGUGAAUGUUCCUAACUAGACAAUGCCUAUUAUCUCUUGAAUCAAAUGAACAACCUCUUAGUGUUCAUGCAAAAAACUUGUAUUUCUAAAAGUCAUUACAUUAGGAGACAAAAAUCGUGAAAAAAAAUUGAACAGCCUUUUUGUUUGGCUGAUUGCGGCUUAUUGUACUCAUUAUUGUUAACGCGGAAUUGAAAAGGAAAGCGACAAAAAUCAAAGCUUUAAACCUAAGGCGAAAUUUGAAAGGUAUUGAAAAAACAUAACUGUCUUAAAUACAAGUGGCAAAACUAAACUGCUAGUUCAAUCAUGUCGCUAAACAUUUAUUGAGUUAAACACUCCUUGACUCUCUACAAGAAACAAACAUUUCGAGUACAAUUCUUCAUAAACAUUCGGAAAGAGUAUGAAAAGAUCAGGAAGACUGCUAAUUUUGAGGACUCCAGCUCAAUAAAUGUCGAUAGUUUCAAAGAAAACUUUUCCUUACAAUUCAUCUCCACUCACGGAAGUAGCUCCCUGAUCAUUGCCUGGUUCCUCAAUUAAGGGAAAGAUUGGCGCCAACAACCUGCGCGCAAACUCAGCUUCAGUAUCCGAGUAUAUUUUUCGCCCCGACAGUUUUGAUGCACUUGUUUCUUUCGUGAUCUGUAAAGUGAUUUUAACUCUGUCCUCGGAAUCGUGGGAAAAGGUAUAGGUUUUGGAUUCUGUUAAUGUCCACGCUUCAAAAGACUUUCCAUCAAAGUUCCCGAUGACAUCGUCCGCGGACUGGCUUCCAUCUGCUUCCAUCACUUUUCCAUGCAGUAUUACCUUGCCGUUGAUUGCGCUUUCUGAGAACAUGAAGCCUUCUUCUUCCAUAAAGUCUAUUGUAACGGUUUCAUGCUCAUAACUUUUACCAAUGUGUAUUUCAUGUGAACCGGAAUCUUUGCGAUACCAUUGCCAUAUUAGUUUUUCUUGAUUCAGAGGUCUUUCUCCAAUGUCUAUUGAGAAUGACCCGUAUGGUUCGUAGUAAUGUUGUGUCAAGCCAUCAUCGUCACAUGAAAACGUAAAUUUGACGGUGAGGACGUAGUUUAUUAAAGAUGGGGGCUCUUCAUCGCCUAUUACGGGACCAAGUUGUAACGUAAUCGUAACUUUGUCAUCCGAGUCUUCUUCAAAAGUUAAUUGCUUUGACUCCCUCAGUUCACUUGCUUGGUAAGAUUUGCCAUCAAAAUUACCGAUUAUGUCAUCGUUAAUGUCGUCGUCCUCCUUCACGCGUCCAUGCAAAGUUAUUUUACUGUUGACGUUAUUCAAGAAGUUCUUGCUCUCUUGAAAUCUGAUCAUAAAGGGUUGACGAUAAUUUGUGUGAAUGUUCAGCGAGAUAUCGUUAGCUUCACAGUGCCAUACUUGAAAUUUUUGAUUGACGUCUCUGUUGCCAAUGCUGACAGAGAAAGUUCCGUAAGGUUCAUAUGCGCCCGUUCCUCCAUCAUCAUCGCAUAUAAAGUCAAACACGCCUGUAAGCUGGUAUUCUACCAAGCCAGUUUCUUGAUCUUUUAUUACAUCUCCCUCCUUGGUUAAAGAAAUUCCCAUGUUGGCAUGAAAGCAGCAAUCACUCAGUUUUUGCUUGCUAGAUGCACUCCAGUCAAUAAGAUCAAAACCCAAAGCGUUUCCUUUAGCCAAGCAGUCGUCAAAGGAAAGUGCACUUUCGCCGUCCGUUUCCCACAGGUUGGAGAAGAUUACGUAACUGUGUUCCUUCUUAUUGUUGUAAUAUGCACUAAUUGGAUAUUUUACAUCACUGCUAAUUGAAAAAUCUAUUUUGGAACUCUCAGCUCUGCUUAAGUCAAAUAGCGGGAAUGCUGGUCCUUGAAUAAGCGGGAAUUCGAGAUCUUUCACCGUUUCAGGACAUGUAAUGCCUAGGGAUUCCAUCACUGCACAUACCUUAAAAAUUUCGGCCUGUGGUAAGAGAUACAGUUGGCCAUAUAACUCGUUGCCUCCUAAGCCUUUUGCCGAAAUACUCCAAGCAUCAUCCACUCUUUUGUAGUCUUCAGGAGUACCAGGAUCUUUGAUCUCCUCAAGAGUCAAGCCAACCACGAAAAUGCCAAGUAUAUCUUCUAUCAAAGAAAUACAGUCAGCGCCAGAAAUGUCUGGGUACUUUUGCGUAAACUCGAGGAGCUCGUCAAUAACUUCACUCAUAUUCUUCGCGCCAUAUGGACCAUACAGCUUGUGAUAGCCAAGGCGACUGAUGAAGAGCUUAACUAGUGCUAACGUGUCGACAGAUCCUUGAUUUUUCAAUGUUGAUACCAGCUGAGCUGUCGAUUCUCGACGUACACGGUAAGAGUAGGCACUACUGCAAACAAUGUCAUCUUUCGAUGUGACGUCCUGCUCCGUUAAGUCACAAGCUAUUUCGACGUUCUUCGCUGAAGGACCCGUGUAAUCAACGGAGAAGUAACGAACGGAUGCAAACUCGAAGUACUCGAAAUUUCCGUUGGUGUCGAAAACUGUAUACGUUUCGUCAUUCGGUAACUUGACGGUGAUACUUCCCUUAAAUUCCGACCCUUGAAAAAAGGCGUGUGCUUUUCGAAAUAGUUCACCAACAGUCAUAGUUGUUAGUUCAGGAUACGAAGAAAUUUGAAAAGAAUCCCAGUUGACAAACAGAAACGCUCCGCUUAGUCGAUAUCUGCCGUCUUUAUGGCCUGGUAUGGGUAAGUCUACUCGCUCGCUUGAUUUCUCUUUGGCAUCGGAUGAAAUCCAUAUCAAGCUACAAACAACGACCAUGAAGAAUCCGUUAUAAUUCAUGAUGAAUCUGCUAUUCCGCGAGCAGCUUUUUUCCGUUUAACUUUGGAACUCUUUCGGUGCGAAAGUCGACCUGUCUUAACGUUUGGCGCUUUUGGAAAGUGUAUUCUCGAAAUUGUACUGAUAAGAAACAGUCUCAAAGCACGCUUCGGUGUAAGGAUUAGCCCACUAACAUGACUCCGAGGCUUAAGGGUCAAAAUUGCAAAUUUUUCAAGCCGUCUUUUUCCCAAAAGAGACUUGAGCACAAAGAAAACAAAACCAAAUAUAGAAAAAUGACCAGAAAGCCUCGGAGUCAUGUUAGAAUUUUAAUAUAUCGAACGUGGGUUCUGUGCUCGAUUCUUAUCUGACUAAUUAUUAUUUUAUUAUGAGCGCAAUGCUAUGUCUGACUGCAUUGUCUGCGAUAUUGUUUGACGGACUGACAGACCACAACUUCCGGUCUCAUAACCAUUGUUUCAAAAACUACCAUAACAAAGACGUACCUGCUCUGAAGUUUCCGCGAUAAAUAAAAAACAAAACAAUCUAAAUUUCAAUCAUUACCCUCACACAGACAAUGGGGUACUGGUGAGACGGAUUAUGCAAGUUUAAAAUCGGGUAUUAUGCUUUAAGCGUCACCCAUUCAAUCAAAGUUAAUAAAGUGAGAUGGUUAUGCCCGUCAGACGUCUUUGUUAUACGUGUUUGUUAGCUUUUUUAGACUUGACAUAUGCACAACAUUCAGUACCAUUCCUAUCAUUUCGAACAAACCAUUUAUUUUUUAACCAAUAACAAAACAGAUUGCGCAUAGCCAGGAAGCUCCUAACAUAAACUGUAGCAUAGCUGAAAUCGUCUUUUAAUUUUACCGUAUUUUUAAACCAGUCUCCUUUACUACCAAUGAUGAAACAGUAAUAUGCUUUAACACAUGCUCGACUGGAGAAUCUCGGGGUAUUAUACCAGAAUACGGUAAAAUGGCAAGAUGACACUUCCCUCGCAUAUUCGAAAACCGUUGUGUGAUUUGUGAUUUGUUGUUCAGUGUAAUACACGAUAGGUGUUUAUGUUGUUGGUCAAUUAUGUCCUUGGUCUUUGUGUAGCUCUUUGAAAUCUAUCGGUUCGUAUUAAAGUUUUUCAUAACUAUUCCACGGUAUAGGUGAGACUCUGAUAUUGAGGUAAGGUGGAUAAAAGCAGGAAACGCAAGAUUCCAUGCACUGAUUUAGGUCUUUUUUAGUCAUGCCGCUUUGACCAAAACACUUUCAGUUCGAGAGAUCUAAAACUACUAAAAACUUUCAUUAGAAUAGGUAAUCUUUUCCUUAUUUCUUUUGCAGGUUUUUUCUUAUAUCAGGGCUCACCUCUUUCCCAUUUGUUAAGAGAAAGCAAGACUCGAAACAUCAAACUUCUUUCCUCGCAAAACUUUGAUCAACCUACACCUGCGCCCUUGUUAAUUUUUUUAAAUCCAAAGCGACAAUUACGAGAAUUCGUUGUUGUUAUUGUUGUUGUUGUUGUUGUUGUUGUUGUUGUUGUAGGCUUUGUAAAGGAACAUCUUUGAAAUGUUCAUUAAGAUGACUUACUGUACUCUUAUGACCAUGUGCCACCAUGGUUGGGGAUUCUGAAGAUGCUGACACAAGGUCGGGUGGGGAGUACCGCAGGUCUGUUUGCUUUCAUAUCUUUACGUGUAUGCCUUUUUUGUUUGUUUUAACCACAGGUCUAACAGUCAUGCCCCAGAAGAUGUACUUCCUGCCUGUCAAACUACUCUGAAAAACCUCCAGCUGGAUUAUCUUGAUUUAUAUCUUGUAAGUUCUUACCUUCAUCUUGGGCUGCUUUAUAUUAAUAGUCUGUUUGCCAGUCAACAAUUUCAAACUAAAUGAAUAUUAUAAUUGUGAAAGUGCUAGUUUGCUUUCGGAGACAGUGUAUUUACGCUUUUAAAAGCGUAAAUAUGAAAGCUAACAGACCUGUGGUACUCCCCACCCGACCUUGAGGGUUUGGAUCGGGGGGUACAAAUGUCAGUUGUCAGUUAACUUUAAGGCCAUUUGUCAGUUGUCAGUUAAUUGGCUGUUAAUAAUUAAUUAGGUAAUUUAGUUAUUUAUAAAGCAAACAGAAGCUGUACAACGGUGAUUUGAACGAUUUGUGAAAAAUUGUUGAAAGCAAACAGCUGAAACCGACUGUCACAAACUUACUUAAUGACUUGGACUGGUCGCCUCUCCAAGAAAGAAGGAAAAUUGCUUGUCAUCCAUGGUGAAUCAGGAUUAGAAAUCUCAAGCUGUGUCAAAAAGGGCAAUAGCCAACUACUAUCCUUCCACAGUUACAAGUUCGAUUCACUGAAUUAACAGCAAUCACGUCCAGUAAUUUUGUGGAAAAAAGUAGGUAAACCUAGAACUAAUUGCAAAAGAAGAUAUUCCAAUUGUUUUAGACUCAGAACACUAUCCUUAAUAACAUACCGUAAAAUUCCAAAAAUAAGCCCCGCGGCUUAUAUUUUUCAAAGGCCCUUUUUGAGGGGCUUAUUUUUGGAGGGGCUUAAAUUCGGAGGGGCUUAUGUACGGAGGGAAAUUUGCUUUUCAGAAUCGAUUGGGCUAGCCUUAUAGUUAGUAGGAAAUUUACCAUUUUUGCUUUGUUUUACCUUGUGUAUAAGGGUAAUUUCCAAGUACCAGCCUCCGGAGGGGCUCAUAUUCGGAGGGGCGAUUAAACGGAGGGUUUUUUGCGUUACAGGUUUAGGGGGCUCAUAUUUGGAGGGGAUUAUGCAUAGACGGGCUUAUUUUCGAAAUUUUAUGCUAUCAAAAGUCCCAGCAGGGGAAGUUGCUUAAAAACGGGAUUAAUUAAGAGGAUCGAAGAUCUUUCUGAGACCCUUGUUUACUACAUAGCAUGGAAACGAGGCUUGUCAAAAGUCUUCCUUUACGCUUAUGCUGAAGGCGUUUUUUUGGUAUGAUCACUAAAAAUGAUGAACUAAGGGAAAAUAUGGAAGUUACUUUAAUGUUUUUAGCUGUUUUUAUGCUUUGAUGGGUUAUAUACUUGAGAAAAUAUUCAAUAAUGGGGCUCCCUUAAGCGAUUUCCGAGAAAAAAACUCCUCGUAUGCGAAAUACAAAGGUCAGCAAAAAAACGUAACUCCGAGGUCAAUGAAACAUGAAUCAUAACAAACUUUCAUCUUUAUACAAUACAGACGUGGUAACUUUUUUCGGAUAUCUUUGUUAAUGCUGACGUAGUAAAUGCUCAAACUUAGGAGGUAUUUAAAAUGCAAAUGAGCCUCCUUAAAUGUUCAAAUUUAAAAAAUUAGCUGUUUAAUUACUGUGUUAGUUAUUUUUCCAUCAUCUUACCUAGCUUAAUAUCUUUUCAGCACCAUUACGUCGUUUAAAUUUGAGGCGAUUUGAAAUCAUUUACCCUUGACUUUAAUUCAAGAUGGCGGAUCCAAGAUGGCGGCGGACCGAAAAUAAUGUUAUUGCUGAGUUAUUUAUCACUUGACCCACUUUGAAUUUACAGACUUCUGUGUCUACUAUUGACUCCCAGUUUUUUAUUGUCGUAGCCAAAAUCCUGUUGAAGCUAUAGAGGGAAGAAGAAAUCACGGACCAGGUCCCAGGGGACCAAAUAGUCAGGUCUCUUAGGGUCAGGAUCGUUACAGAGUUGACAAAAGCACCAAACUUUGCACAGCGAUAGCUUAUUGCAGUACCAUGAAUAUUAGAGGGGGUGCCCACUGCAAAUAUGCCACUGAAGCGUGCUAAACAGGAUUUAAUUGUCGCAAAUUUCACCUGCUGGGGCCCCUGUGGUGUUUUGAUUGAAAAUUGUUAUUUAAUACCUUAAAUUACUCUGAAUUCUAUUCUCAGGUUGUAAACAACAAUUUCACUCAAACAUCUGGCAUUCCCAUCCAUUUUUGCUUAUUGAUUGUAUAAUUAAGUUGAUUAUUACUGUGCCCUUAAAGCAAGUCCACAGUCCGCCCACAUUUUCAUAAGUCAUUUCUAAGAUGGCCUCGUCUUUGCUUUAUAACUAGUUGCAAGUACUCAGCUUCUGGGGUCUCUUCUCCUUUUCUAAUGUAUUUCAAUUAGAGAGUGCCUUAUUGUGUGGCUUAAGCCUUAUUUAUCAAGUAUUACUUGUCAUUACAUGUCACUUUAAGCUGAAGAAAGCGUAUGGCAUAGCAAUUCACACACAAAAUUUCAGAAAAAAGAAAUUGUCAAAGAGUCUGUUGUAUCACAUAUUAUCAGGGAUUUAUGACAGCUAUUCAUGAAGAGCAAAUAACGAAAUGACAGAACCCAAAAUAGUUCUUUCCUAGGGAGGUAAUUAAUUUUCAGCUUAACACAGGCCUGGAUGCCUUUCAGUCUCUCUUUAUCCAGUUAUCUGCUGGACGCAAGUGCAUGUUUUGACAGAGAAGCAAGCACCGUGGCACAAGUCAUAUCAUUUACAAUUUCCGCAGUUUGUCUAAGCUUUACAAAGCAAAAACAAACAAAAAAGAAUCUGGUCUCGUAAACGAAAAAAAGAAACAAGUUAGCCCAAGCUUCAAAAAACAGCACAGUUUAUCAUGAAGCCUCUACAUUUGGCACUGAAGCACUCAUGUCCAAAAAUGAUAACAGCUUAUCAAGUCGUAAAAGUGAGACUCAAGUGGUACAAGAUUGACUCAAUUGAUAAAUGGUGAAUGGUUUAACUGCUGAAACUGUAGAAAGGGGGCCGGGCUAACUUUUAGGGCCUGUUUAAAUGGAGGAGGGGGACCUCAGGUAGGAAUGGUAACCCACUUAGGUGUGGUAACCCGCGUGUCCAUAUAAUCUCUCAUUUUCAUUUGAUCACGUUUACAUGAUGGGUGGGGUCACCCUUCACGGUGGGUAGCCCAGUCUGCCACACCAGGUAACCCUCUCAGCUGACGUCAAAUUUUGCGAUGUCAACGUUUCAAGGUGAGGAAACCCAGCCUAGUCGGGGUCGAAUUCGUGAUACAUCAAAUUCGCGCAAAAUUCACUUUGGCGCUGGGUGGCUUCACAUAAUUAUUAAAGGUAACAAUAGAAAGCCACAACACUGAAGGUUGCAGCAAGAGCAGCAAUUGAGCGUAGACGUUGUUUGCCAGCAUUUUUCUUGUUUACAUGCUUAGCGACCAUUCAAUAAUCUCGAGAAACUGCACCCCAGGAUGGCGGGGUUGUAAGAUUGCAUGUAAAGGAGGGUUAUUUUUUUACCCCACCUAAGCAGGUUACCUCACCUACCUGGGGUCCCCCACCUUUAUGUUAACAGGCCCUAAGUCUCAGGAGCGGUGAAACUGGUAAUAAACGGUAUACCUAACCCGGGACGAGCUGUGAUACUACCGGCCAUCUUCAAGAAUGUCAGCAUAGCAGCCAAAGAAGCCAUUAUAUCGGUGUAAAACGAAUAUUAGAUUGCGGUUGUUUCAUGUGUCUCGUUUUGUGACUUUUUCUGUGUUCGUUUUUGUCACCAUCUCUAAAUAUCAAUCAUGUUCAAAACACCCCUACUAACAAAAUAUUUCGUAAAGCUCUUUAGAAUGAUAUUUAGCAAUAAAAACAAGGUGUGACCAGGAGCCGAUUUCUAGGCUCCUGGUGUGGCAACAUAGGCAUGAGUGAAUGCAAAGUUUUGCAGUAUGUAAUCUGUCAAAAAUCUGUUUGAGUGGUCAAAGUAAUGGGCUUCUUUAUCAUGACCACUCCAUUAUUAUAAGGGACCAGGCCACAAUUAUUGUUGACCCUUGCUUUUUUGGUAUUUUAUGUAAUUUUCCACAGCAUUAUUUUGUGAAAAGUUGGUAACUGAAUUGCUCUUGAGAAAUUCAUGAUCGUAAGAUUUCGUAACCUCGGGGUAUUCGCCUAAUUGCAUCAAACAAAUUACAUUCAUUUUCAUAAAUGAUGCGUCAUUUGUUGGCUAAAAGAGGCCUUGUUCCUGUAAAUUUCAGCUCUUCUGAAGUUAGUUUGUUUGUAGAUUAGGGAGCUUACGAAUUGACGACUUUCGCACGACGACGCCGUUGGACUGCGUGAGAGGCUCACUGCGCAUGCUUACCUGGGCACUUGCCGGCGUCGCGCUAAAGUCGACGCCGUUGUUGACCGCGAUUCGCCGGCGUCCUAGUAAAAGCAGGACGUGAGACUAAUUUUCAAAGUUUUCCCUACAUACUUCAGCGGAUUUUUCCAGAUAAUUCAAGUAUAACAUUAGGUACAUGUUCUUUACAUAUGUUUUCGAUUUGUUCGUCUGUAUUCAUUAGAGCAAUGACCCGAAGAAUCAAACAUAAAUUAACACCGAGUGAAACCAUAUUGGCAAGAUGGGACCAAAGCUACAACUAGACCAUUGCAAGUGGUUAUCUCAUCACGGUAACUACAGCUGUUCAGCAAGUUUAUAAAUGCCCCUCCUGUAAAUAAACGGGCCUUGCAUUCGUCCUUUGUUGUCUCGUCUAAAUCCGUAGUUUACUCUGAGUUUGUUGACGAAACGCAUAAAAGUAUACAGUGAAAUACUCGGUCCUUAUAUUUCCAUAAGUGUCUGCAAUACGAGCUCUCGUUUCUCUUAUGAGUUUAGACAUUUUGGUUGAACAGACAAGCUUACUUGUGAAAAGAAGAAAACAAACUUCAGAAACGGCGGGCGCGCGAGCCUCGCGCACCAACGUCGUCGUCUUUACUACGAAUCGUAAAUUCAAUUUUCUAAAGGACGGCAACGCAGAACUAUGACGUGACCCAGCGGCGGCGUCGUGCGAAAGUCGUCGAUUCGUAUUGUAACGCACGCGACGACCUUCCUUUUUUUGAAAGAUCGUAUAUACCAUUAACACUCUGGUCCAAGGGCUCUGAAGUGAAUGAGCCGCUUACAGGUGUCUAGGCAUGCAGGGACCUCAUACACUUCUUUUUAAGGUCUCGGUAAAUGAAAAUUUUAGUACAUUGCUCGAUUUUGCUUUUUUUUGGAUUUUUGGCAUAAGGGAGUCCUAAACUUUAUUUUGGCAGAAAAAGAAAAUCAGAAAGUGCUCUUUAACCCUUCUAAAAUGAGCCUUUUCUGAGCUAACCAGCCAAUCGUGGACCUCGCGCUAAAUCUUUAGAGCUGAUUUUCUCUCACUCUAUUUUAGACGCAAAAAUCAAAAUUCUCCGACCUCCAUUCGGGACAGGUUUUAAGCUAUAGCUUUGAAACUUUCAGUUAUGAUCGAUAAUGAUAUAGACUCUAAAAGGGUGUGAGGAAUUUUCCGAUUUCCCUUUGUAACUCAUUUUAUGUCAGUUUCUUUGCGUAAAUCGCGCUCAAGAUUCGACUUUUUAGUUUGAAAUGCAAUAAUUCCGCUAAAACGAGACAUGCAAAUUUCCUCACACCCAUUUUUAGGUCUUUUAUCUGUCAAUCAGACGCAAUAAAAAGGAGGCGAAUAUUUAACAACGCGAAAGGGCUGGAGCUUCAGCAGUAAACUCGAUACCUCUGAGUUCGAGAACGAAAAACUUAAGCGCCUUUUGAAAUUCGAUGAAAUAAAAUCUUUUAUAAGGUAAUUUAGUCUUUUAGCUUUAAUUUGAUAUAUAACUUGCCUUUGUAGCGAAAAUACUCGCGUGACUAGAAUUUUUUUCUGUGGGCACCUCGUUUUCCUUUACCGAGACCUUGAAUGCAAAUGUGCAAAAAAUAAAGAGUGUUAAAAAUUCCUGGAGAGGCAUGUUUUACAACCUCGUCCCCAGGGCUUAAUAAAAAGGUAGAAAAAGGUAAAGCGACCAUAUCUUAUGUCAAUACCUCGUGACAGUAAUAAUAAGUGAUAAACUUGAGGUCAACGGUGCGCUCCUUUUACCCCCUCUCUCCAUUAAUUCUCCGUUUUAGGGGUAUUUAAAGCUAGUCAAAGCUACACAGAAAAAAGAGCCACCCUUGCUCCUCGUUUUCCCCCUGAGGACGAGGUUGACAUGUUUUAAUCAUUAUCUCAAGGACAGGGUUACCAACGAAGCAAAUUAUAAUCUAAUCUUAGCUGCACAAUUACAAAGUGGGCGCGUUGUCAGUUACAGUUCAUGAGGUCCUUCAUGUGGCAUGUCAAACUUUAACGAUUCUGUCGUUUAGGAUGUGAUACAUUUGCGUUUUAUGUUAUUGUAUGACAUCUUUGAAAGCUGGCUUUGUGAUCUGUUUAAAUUGAUAUGUAAUGAUAUUAUCACUGGCAAGUCUUAGCAGUGACACUGAUAGCCGCACAGUCCGCACAAUGAACAUGGCCACACUUACCGUGUGGAGACUGGGCACUAGUCAGUAUUAUGUACAUGUAAAACUAUUUUGAAUAGUGUAACAACAACUAAACAUUACCAAAUUAAAAACUUAAAAAUUUGCAACAAAUGUUUUUUAGCCAAAUCAAACAAGAAGAGUACUCACCACAGGGCACCCAAUCUGCUAUUAUAGGUGAAAGUUAACCCCCCCUUUUAUCUGUAAUUUGGACCAUUUGUAACGGGCACUCCCUCCAGUAUUAAUAAGUAGGUGCUAAGGAAGCUCUGUGCCAAAUUUGACACUUUUGUCACGUCUGUAACGAUCCGGCCUAUAUUUUGCACUAAGAGACCUGACUAAAAAGUGCCCGUAAUAAAUGAGGUUAAAUUUUUGUUCCCAUGCUCGAAUCUUUUGGGGUUUUUAGUAAAUGAUUGGCGAAGAUCAGAGAAAGCUUCUACUGCAAUAAGUUCCGGGUCCACCGACAAAAUGACUGGACUACAAAGAAGUUAAGAAUAGAAUUCGUUACCGAGCAAUUUUGUAAAUAUGGUAAAAACUCCAUUAUUUCAGAAGGCGCUUAGAUUAGAUUAGAAUAAUUAUUAUAAUUAAUUAUUAUAAUUAAUGUAUAGAUGCCAUCUCAACCACAAAUGCACGUGUAAAGACUUGUAUUCAGAUGUAUAAAGGGUUCGCGUGUCAUUGUUUGUCUCACGAGAGUCACUUAAUGAUUACGACGUGUCGACCUUGUACUGCUGGUCUUCAUUAGGCGAUAAUACUGAGUGGUACUACAGUUAGGACCACCAUGGUUGCUGGUUAUUGGUGUAUCGCGUAUCACGUGCAUAUGUAUAAUGUUUAUGUAAUAGGCCAUUUCCGAGUUCGCCCGAGCCUCUGUUUCAAAACGAGGGUAGGUGCUCAGCCUUUGAUCUGGAAAUCAUUCUCAUGCAGAUAAAACUCAUUUUCACAAGAGAGGUUGUGCACCUAGCCUCGUUUUGAAAGUGAGGGUUUUUGGAACUCGGAAGUGGCCUAUUUAACAAUACAGUGAUGCUAAUAUUUAUUUUAUUUAGUGAACAUAUUAGAAAGAUUUAGACUCGGCGUUACGUUUACGGCAAACGUGAAUCACGUGACCAAGUUUCCCUUAACUUGUGCUUUACUGCUCAUUUCUUCAGCCCCAAAAUUAGUAGCUUCACGUUAGUUUUGUCUUUAACUAUUGUUUUGGACUGCUUUCAGCUGCACGUUUUCUAAUUUGAGAAUUUCUCAACUUGAAUCCAACGUUUGCCGUUUGCCGUAUACGUCACUCUAAGUCUCUCUACUAUUAUUUAAAGAUCAUGCUGCCUUCUCAAUUCUUUCAACAGAUCCAUUUGCCCAUUGCGUUUAGAAAAGACGUGCGUUAUCCUCAUAGUAAAGCAGAGGGGACUAUUGGUUACUCACCUGAAGGAAUUGCCCAAACCUGGCAGGUACUAACAUAUAUCCCUUAAAUUCCAAGAGCGUAUUGGGAAAAAGUAGCGCAAUGCUUAAGUGUUGUCAAAGCAGUUGUUAUUGAGACUGUUUAUAGACUUGAAAUACUGAAGUUAAAUUAAAGACCUUCAUCGCAUCUCCAUUUAAUGUCCUAAUAUGAGUGGAAACUAAGCUCUUCAACCCAAGUCUACUACCAACACGUAGUUUUUCUAGACUCUUCCGUACAUUUUUCAUGGUUAGCGUUAAGAUGAAUUUGUUUAACAUUCAAGACCCUUAAUUGUUACUUGGGGAUCAAUUUAUUUAUUCUCAUGGCCUUGGCAUUUGGUUCAGCAGUGUCAUUUUAAGGAGAAAUUAGGUGUCGGUCAUUGUUAGUGGUAAAAAGUAAGACAACAAAGUUCUUACGUUUAGUACAACUCGAUAUUAUCUAAAAAUGGCCAAAACGGUUUCUAAACGGCUCCAAAAACGAACAGACAAGAAAUAAAGAAGAAAAAAAAACAAGGUGCAAUCUUUUUCUUGACCGGAUGAGUUUAAAACGUUCUUUGUUCAUUGCCAUACAUAAAAAGUACAAAGUUCAGAUUCUACCGAACCUAAAUAGAGAACUCUUGGCUGCCUGUGUACCUGCACGUUUGAUUGCGAUAAUAGUAAAGAGGUCUCAGUAGGUAGUUGUGAUUUUAAAAACCCUUUGUUGCAGGCCAUGGAGAAGCUUGUAGAACAAGGCCUUUGUAAAGCCAUUGGAAUUUCAAACUUCACUAUAAAGAAGACAAUUACCCUUCUAGAAACUGCCAAGAUAAUACCAGCUUGUAAUCAAGGUACGAAUCCAAAUGUCUUGAGCCACAAAACCAGUCCUCGCUACUACUUAUUCACUUCAUCAACGGUCCGAUUACCUAUUUACAGUGCACCAAAGUAUAGCACACAACCUAUUUGAUAUGUAAAGAAAAAGGUAAAGGCGCACACCAGCCAAAGGCCCAAACGGCCGGAGCUUAUACCGGUUUGCGUAGUACGAAGCAAGCGUAAGAGUAUUGCUACUUCCUCCUAGACGGGAUGCUAGUCCAUCGCAGGGGUUACCCCCCAGCAGUGUGUCGCCGGCGCCCAUUUAUACACCCGGGUGAAGAGACACAAAGUGGAGGAAAGUUCCUUGUCUAAGGAAACAACGCGACGGGCGAGGCUUGAACCCCGGACCUCCGAUAUGUGACCCUCCACUUUCGAAAUCGGCGCGGAGCUUUGCUCUAUUACAGAAAUCACGCCCACAUCACCGUAAGGUUCUUAGUGUUAUCGUGUUCGAGUGUUAAGGCGGUGGAGGGAGGGAGGCGAGAAAGUAGAUUUUAAAAAUACACUCUGUUUGCCCUCCAAAUUUUACAUAAACCAUUGUUUUCAAAUGCUCCUGGGAGCAUUUUCCCAAGAGCAGUUGAAGACAGUAGCAAAGGGUGCAUUCAAUUUGGAAAUCUAGAUUUAGAUUUUAAAAUGCGAAUUGCGGAUUUGCAAUCGAACGCGAAAUUCGAAAACGGAUUUCAACGCUGAGAUAUAUGUUUUUGGAUUUCCUUUUUACCGUUCGAUUGGGAAAUCCGGAACAGCGGUCAUGCACGCGCACGCAUAAUUAGCAAUAAGAAGACUGCUGUUCACGAGAAUAGUUUUGCAAAUCUAUUAUCGCAUUUCCCAAUUGAACGGUAAAAAGGAAAUCCAUGAAAUCCGGGUUCGGAUUUCUUAAUUGGAAUCCACAUUGAGAACGGAUUUGUCGGAGGUGAAAUCCGUUUUCGGACGCAACCAAAAUUUGGGGGGCAAACAGAGUGUAUUAUGGGGGAUUCGAAAAUAGUCAAUUGUGUGAACAUCGCCUAAGAGAGUCCCCACCCUCGGGAGUGGUAUGAUGGUGCCAUAACCGAAAGUGGGAGAUCAUGGUAACCUUUUGCUUUACUAACUGUCAAACUCGGAGGCAAAAACGGUGUAUUUUAAGGUCGGAGCUCAGGAGGUCUGAUUUAUUUUCUUUGCGGUUGUCGGAGGGUAAGAGUAGAUGCCAGCUGGGACCUCUGGCCAAUGCUAAGAGCACAGUCCCCAUAAUAGUUUGUACUUUCUACUGAAUCAUCGUUACUGUAUACUACGGCAAGUACCCCUCUUUCGUUAUUUCUGAUGUUCUGAUUUUUUUCUUUGGUUUCAUAUUCAACAGUGGAACUCCACCCAUACUUGCAUCAGCCAGAGCUGUUAGAGUUCAGUACCAGCAAAGGUGAGUUAAACUCAGUAAAAAGAUUGAACAUUAAUCAUUAAUAAGAUUAUUGAUCAGAUCACCAUAUACGGCUCUCGUAUCUCGUCCAAUAUUUGUCCUAUAAACAUCAAACUUGGUAUUAUAAAGGCUAGCUCAAGAUCGGUUGGCUGAUAUUGUUCACAAUCUACUCCGCACUUGGCUUAAGUAUUUUGCUAGUUAUCUUGAGCUAGUCGAAAACGCAAUGCUAACUGAUGCAUUUCCGUUUCAGAACAGAAUUUUCUCUACUAUAAAAACACAAAAUGUACCUUAGAUUUCCGGCUUAAAUCUUCAAGAAAAGUCGCUCACUCGGUUGUUCUUCUGAGCUCCCAGCCGCGAAGAAACACUUUCCUUCAAAACAGCAACUGAGUAUUUUUUUCAAAUUCAACUUUUCAUUCGUAUAUUUCAUCGGUGCAUUUAAAACCGCACCGGAGAGGAGUUUUUUUCAAUCUAAGCGUGUGGCAACGUGUAAAUGGUAGAUGGCUAUCUGACCAAUCGGAGCGCGUAAUUUACUUUUGUUAUGUUAUAAAGCAAAAUAUCAAGAUCCCGUUCUAUUAUUUGGCCUGGUGUCUCGUAUUGUGCAGCAACUUCGUCCCCAGGGCACUUUUCCCCGGCUUUGGAGGUGGGGCAAAGCUAGGGAAAAGCGCCCUGGGGACGAGGUUGGGACUGAUUAGGCGUACAAGCUACGCUUGACCUGGCUUGACUGUAAACUCCGCAAAUGGAAAAAAUUCCUAUAACACAGCGCCCAUUCAGAACCGAUGUUUUGAACGUUUUCAAGCCCGGGCGAAGGAACCUCUCGCCCGCCCGUGCUUGAAAACUUUCGUCGCGCCUUUUCUCCCGCCUUGACUGACUGCCCCUGGGUCUCCGAGGAUGAGAACAAUGCGGCGUGUAUUCGACGAUUAUGAAUGAAAAACCUGGUACACUUUAAUCUGCAUCAUCCAGACAUUGACUAUACUAUCUCGUAAGUGAUUUAUGAACUUCGUAUCGGAAACUCUAAAAAUGUUAUAAACAGUUGGGGGGUUUACAUGUAAUCCACUAAAUAUGGUGUAUACUUUUCAAAUGAAACAAAUAUUUCGGCUUGAACGCGAUGGGAACUGGGAAUGAUGGUUUUUAAUAAGAAGCAAAGGAGCAUGGGAAGCCAUGGGAAAGUCGCCAUCUUUGCUGAUGCGAGUUACACGUUACACAUGGGUCGUGACUAGAAUCGACUAGAAUGGAUACUCCAAAAUCAGGUAUCCGCUCGGAGACUGGAACUGAAUAAAAUUAUUUUUCGGCAAAUCGCUCCGACUCUUUACGACCUUGUUGUGUUCAAAGACUAAGACUAGUAUACAAAGACUGAAAAGGCUAAGAUGAGAAUGGUUACUCCAAAAUAUGGAUCAAAGCCUACAUAGGGGUUAGUUGUUUUUCACGUUCUUUUUGUAAGAAUUUAGUGCAAGGAGCAAACAAUGUCUGUUUGAUUACAGUACCACUACCGCGACUGCCGUGUAAAGCUUAUUCAUAGCAAAGUAUCUGUUCGGAUAGCUCAGAAUAAGGUGGAUACUUCAGAAUAAGAAUGGCCAAAAUAUGGAAGUUUUGGCCAUCUGGAUUACUAUUACUGAAAUUCCCAAUACAAACAUGAUUGUUACGUUUACAAAGAGGGUACAAAUACAGUUAAGGUCAGUUAAUCAUCUUGUAAUUUUAUGGGUUAGUUGAUUCCAAGUGUUAACAAUAGUGAAAAACACAUAAGGGACCUGUCAUUUCUUUGAGGCGGGGGAGGGCUGGUGCAAUUGGGGGGAGGGUCAUUAAAUUUUAUGUAGCCAAAAAGGGGAGGGUCACCAAAAAUUUAAGCUGGGCUUUGGGGAGGGCCAUACCAUUUUUAACAAACAUUGCUGUUCACUUAAAAUAAAAAUAAAUCAACAAAUAAAAUAUAUUAUUUAACAAACAAGUCCCUUGCACAGUAAGCAUUUUAAACUUUCAUAAUGAUCAACCUGAACUACCCAACAACCCUACAUGUACGUCUUUUUCUUGAUUUGUUUUUCAACAGCAACACACUGCGAAACAUGUCUUUGCAUUGAUCAAGUUUCUCAUUAAGAUAUUUCAAUUCACUUUUUAGUCUUUUUUUAGCUUCAUCAAACCUUGUAAUAACAGCUUCAUCAAACGAUUUAGAAUACUCUUCUCCUCGUUACCAGUUAAAUUACCAGUCUUUGAGUGAAACAGGGUGUUAAGGUGAGCUUUAAUGCAUUUAUCCAUAUCUAAUAAUUAAUGUUCUCUAGUAACUCACUAAGCUUCAUAAUGUUCACCCUCAGUAUUAACUAAUCAGCUGGGACAAGAACAUAAUCAGUCGUGUAAAAUUUUCCAGCAGCACCAGGAUUGUUUGUGCUCAAUAUUGCUUCAAUGCAUAAGGUGAUCUUAGAUACCUGUUCCUGAAUGUCGUAUUGGCACCUCCCUUCAUCACAAGGUAAAAGUUGAUCUCUUUUAAUAAUCCCUGUCAUAUCUUUUAGCGUGGGGAGGGUCAUAAGUAUUUUGGGCCAUACAAGGGGGAGGGUUACAUUUUUUUCUGCAGGAAAUUGGAGGAGGGAAUAAAAAAAAUUCACCUGGGAAAAAAGAAUUGCACCAUCCCUGCCCCCCCCUCUAAUAAAUGACAGGUCCCUAAUUUACUUCAGGUCAUACUUCUUGUACCUUGGUGAUCACUAUUACAAGCGCAGGCAGACAUAUGCUCAAGUUUCUAAAAAAAAAUGGUCCUGCAGAUUGUAUUAGUGUAGUGUCUCUGUAUAGCUCUGAUAAAGGACCUGGAGCCUACAGUGGCAGAUCGGAACCUUCAGAUAAGAAGAGGGGUGGGGCGGGGAGGAUUCUCACCAGACCUUGAGGUGGCGGGAAGGAACCACUCAUUCAGACCUUAAGGUACGGAGGAGCUCAAUCUAGAAAAGAAUUUUCUUGGCACUGUUGUCCUCAAUUUGAUCUAGAAUAUGGAGGGCAGGGGACCUCCCCUAGAUCUACUGCUGGCCUCUGCCAGCCCGCCCAUGUUCACCUGCUAUCUUUUUACAUUUACUAGAAACUCUAGUAUCAAUUCAAAUUAUUUAUCCUAAACAUUAGGAUUUUUGCAAAAUUAUUUAUAGUUGCUUUUUUGCACUUGUAUUUUGUUUUGUUUUUUUUUUCAAAUCCUAGGACCCUCAUUGUCACCAAAACUCUCUGCCUUCCAUACCCUAUUCCACACUGAACUUUCUGACAAUAGUCCUCAGCCAAGUGGUACCAUCAUGGUGUUGAAAAGUGUGGAAAUAGAUCCUGUUGAUCCUGGGAUGAAUUAUUUUUCUUUUUCUUCCCCCUUCCUCCACUCAAGGGGGGAGGGGGGGAAGGUGUUUUCCUUCCCCUCCCUGUGACCUAUUACCUAUUUCCUUGAUUGCCUUCUGAGCUCCUGAUGCGACAAGACCUUCAGCAUUAAGCUGGUUAUGGGCUAUUUUUUGUUUUUCACUCAGUAUGGUGAGCUUAUCAUAAAAUAAUUUAAAAUGGAAUAAAAAUGAUGAUGCAGGUAUAUCCAUGUUGCAGCUGUAACAGGAGGAUGAGUUGGAGAUCCGGAGGGUGUUGCAAUCAAAUGCUUGUGAGGAACAGAGAAACCAGUUGGAGAAAGAAAGGAAGAAAUGAAAGAAAAUUGGAGAAGGCUUCAAGAGAAAUAGCAAAUAAAAUGAAAAAAAAAAAAAGAAAACAGGAAAAAAAAAAUUUCAUUGAGGCCAAGCAGUUGGCUGCUCAGUUGCAUGUCUGGGUAGCUUGACCAUUUGGUUAAUAAAAUUCUCAAAACCACAAACAAAUCACUCUAAGAAUUUGAUAAAAUGUGUAAAAAAAACUGUUUAUUACUUUUAUAAAAAUAAGUUGUUUGUUUACAAUUCUACAACCAUUUUUUGAUUUCUUCCUUUUCCGAUAAUUCUUAUCUCUGUUUUACUUUCCUUUUACUCUUUCUCCACUUCCACAAUGUGCUUUUAUGUACCCUCUAUACCUGGGGUGGAAAGUCACCUGAAAAUUUGAAAUUAGCCAUACAUUAAAUAAAGCUUCCAUUAUAAUCAUUCUUUCAGGAAAUAAAGCUGCUACUUUGGCGGUAAUUCUAAAAAGCACUGUGUUCCACGAUACAGUGCCUUGAUUCAGCAAAGAAGCCUUGACCCUUCUGUUUUAAAAGUUAAAGAUUUUCUUUUGGUAGCAGAGAAAGGUCCCCAGUUUAGUGCAUAACAAAUAAUUAUCACCUACAAAGUUAUCUAUCAUCUAAAUUAAAAAGGAACAACCAAAUCAUUUCCUCGUGGUACCUGCCUAAUAUCAAAAUGAAUAACUAAAAUACUGAUAAAUAAAUAAUAAUUAUUGAAGUGGGGUAUAUCCAGGCCGUUUUAGCUUAACAAAACAAAAACACAAGGUAAGUCAUUCUCGUUUCUAUUUUUGUCAAAAAAUGGAAUUUAGGACAUAUUUUGUUUAUUGUCAUACGUUCUCUUAUAAAUUCAAAGUCCAACAAACUCCUUCAGAGUUUGGGCUACCUGUGGAUGGGGCAACAUGACAGGAUGGACAAUAAAGGGGCUGCAUUUUCAACACCUUCAAUGUGACUGGAAAUUACAAAGGUUCAGACAGUAGAUUCAGGAAUACAAAAUGACUAACUUGGAAUCACAUAGUUUACAUUUGCCAAAAGUAGCUAACAUUGGGCCUUUUGGUCAUAGAAAAGACUGUAAAAGGAUUUGGGUUCUGGUUGGCUAAUUGUGCCAGAUACCCAGCACACCAAAAGGUUGACCCUAGUAUCCCACAGGUUGUGAGGGUCACUUCGGUUUUUAUAAUCUCAUAAAGUACCCAUUCUUCUCACACUAAACUAAACAGCAACUUACCACUUAAAAGUGAAAAAAAAAUCAACCAUAAUAUAUAAGAAAACAGAAAUAGUUUAUGUUGAGCCAUAAAUUCAACAGUUGUCUGCUAUCCCUGGGGGUACUCCCUUAUAUAUAUGGCCUCCCUCCAUGGGGAUGUGCCGCUGGACAGGGUAUGGUUUUCAUCCUCUCUGUCCUGAACAGGGUAUAUAGUUUGGCACAAGUCUGUCCUAAACAGGGUAUACAAUUUCCUGCAAGUCUGUCCUAAACAGUGUGCAUGAUUUGUGCGAGUCUGUUCUAAUUAUAAACAGGGUGUUUCAUGCAUGAUCGAUUUCGUCUUAGUGCAAAUGUUUGCAGAUAUUUAGUACUUCAUCACCCAAAGCAUUUACUGGAAUAAAUAUAAAUGUUCUUGUUCUUGGCACCCUUGUCUAAAUAAGAUAAGUACAAGUUGACAGGUGUGCUUGAUAACCUUGUCCCCAUCUAAGGGAGUUGUCCUAUCUGGGUACUAAAGUUGAGGGUGUUAUCCUAAACAGGGUAUGGGUUUCAAACCCUCAGCGGCUCACCUACACCCAAAUAUUGGUCGAGUACCCCUCCCCCCCCCCCCCCCCUACACCGGGCUGCUAUCAUAUAAGCAAGCUUCAAAUUAACUGAGCCAUAAUUACACAAUGGUUGACUGUAUUUGUACCCUCUUUGUAAACGUAACAAUCAUUUUUAUAUUGGGAAGUUCAGUAAUAAUAAUCCAGAUGGCCAAAACUUCCAUAUUUUGGCCAUUCUUAUUCUGAAGUAUCCACCUUAUUCUGAGCUAUCCAAACAGAUACUUUGCUAUGAAUAAGCUUUACACGGCAGUCGCGGUAGUGGUACUGUAAUUAAACAGACAUUGUUUGCUCCUUGCACUAAAAAUAAAUUCUUACAAAGAACGUGAAAAACAACUAACCUCUAUGUAGGCUUUGAUCCAUAUUUUGGAGUAACCAUUCUCAUCUUAGCAUUCUUCAGUCUUUGUAUACUUAUCUCAAAAGUCGGAGCGAUUUGCCGAAAAAUAAUUAUAUUCAGUUCCAGUCUCCGAGCGGAUACCUGAUUUUGGAGUAUCCAUUCUAGUCACGACCGUUACACAUGUCACACAUGCAUGAUGAUGGCGUUGAGAGGUACGUGUAUUAGUUCUGAUUAGUUGUACGUUUUACGAACCGGAGAUAUAAGUGAAGUAAUUAAUAGAGUUUAGUGUGGAGAAAUCAGACAUUUAGCAAGCUUGCCAAGCUGUAUUACCAAUACCAGUUGCAAAGCAAAGCAUGAUAACAGUAAAGCGUCGGAAGCUAGCAGCGUGGUUGCCGGUUGACAUCGACUAAGUAGAGACCUUUAGAUUCGAGGACGAGAACGACUACGAGUACGAGAUUUGACUUGAAGUUUUUUCGCGUAUUCUCAAAAUAUAGACUUCCCGAAAAGCUUCAUUUUACCGUUUUUCACUAAAAAAGUUAGCACUGCUACCUUUAGUGAAGGAGGUUACGCGCUUUAGGGAACUUAAGAUAGAGACGUUUUCGUGGCGACGGCAACUUCAACCGGACGUGACAUCAUCAUUUGUUGAAUAUUGCGCAUGCUCGUGCUCACCACCUUGCCGUCGUGGUCCCGUCGGCGACGCGAAACUGGUCUGUUUGGCGUUGUGGCGAAAACGUGAGUAUUUAACUUUCAUUUCAAUCAGGUUUGUUGCGUUUAGCAACCAACAUUUUGCAGAUUAUCGUUCUUAAAUUGUCCUUGUUUUCUUUGAGGCACAUUUCAAGCACGAUUUCCAAGCUCUGUUAUCUAAACUUACAUCUUUGAAUGUUUCUAUGUUUUCAUGUCACAGGGUCAAGAUCCAACUUGGCAAACAGCCAACCGUGAGCUUGCCAUGGGACAAAAUUUUCCCACGAGCCAAAAAAAGGUAUCCAGACAAAAAAUAUGAACUCCGAUCUUUCGAUUGUGUGUUUUUAGUUCGCCCUUUUCGUUAGAAUAUCGUAUAAAUGAAACGCAUUGAAAAUUAUAUAGAAUAGUAGGUAAUCCCAUGUACUAACUCGGCGUGGGAAUACUGAAAUAAAGUUGUUGCCCUUGUUUGUUGUUGUUGCAUGCAAGUAUUUCCCGGGAAUUAUUUCAAUACCAAACUAAGAAUACGGUUCCUUGGUAGCAUUUUAAUGUUCCUGUAAUUUGCAAGGCUUCGGCAAGCCUGUGGAGAUCAUUUUUUUUCAACACGAAAUUCUGCCUUGAACUAAGCUGCAUCCCGCAUGUUUUUUAGCGUGAAGGGAUCGUAACUGUCCCAAAGAAAAUCGGGAUUUUUGGACUCGUAAUUUUCCCACAAAACGAGAAACUCUUCAUCCGAUACAUGUUGUCUGCAUAGCAAAUAUUUAUUCUCUUAAUUCUUUAUGUGAAGCCAUAUUUUCCCCUUCGGUAUUCUUCUAAUUAAAGGCGCCGUCCUUCUGAGUUCACUGCGAUCUUAAUCAGUCCGGAAUAUCCCUAAAUUUAAGGACAGGGCCAACUGGUCACGCGACACUUUUCAACCAAUGAGAGGGCGCGCUUGUGUUUAUCAACAAACAAAUCAAAACAUCGCCCCAGUGAUCAAAAAUUUUCAAAGCAACGGACGGAGUCGGACAGAAUUAAAGAUAAGCUUACAGUACUCGUCUAGAUUUUACAUUUAAUAUUUCAAAGAAAACAUUUCAUGUAAGAGAAUAAGAGCAUUAAUCAUUGCAAGGAACGAAUCAUUGGGGUGUUCCAACUGAUUCCGGACCGAUCGCGGAGGUCGUGGCUUCACUGGCAUGGCUUGCAAGAGUUUUGAUAGAAGCAAACUAGUCCCGUGAAAAAUAGCCUUAGAGAGAGCUUAAAAACUUUGUUGAGAUCGUACAAAACAGGAUUGGUACUACCUAUUAACUUCUACAGGACAAGAAUCAAAGAAUCAGUCAUCAUAACAAGAGUAGAAAGUAGUUCAAAUUUAUUAAUUUUUCUUGUUCGUGUUUUGUGUUGUUUCGUGUUGACUUCACGCAUCUGGUGCUUUCUUUGCUUGCUGUAGUACCUGCAAUGUUUUGAUUUUAUCCCAGAUAAUCAGUGCAUGUUCAAUGAGUAGCGAAAUACAUCAUUUACAAUUGAGAUUUGCCUUGUUUCUUUUAUCGUUUUUUAACGGUGGAUGAACAUUUGGAGAAUGCAACAACAUUAAAUCUUUCCAGAUUAGUGAAUUUCAGAAACAAAGCGGUUAGUAUCUACGUUGCGCUUAUGAUCUUCAAAUUUCAUCCCCGCAAAUUCGGCAAAGUGAGGCGAAAUGUUGGACGUUAAUAUCCAUAAGACUAUUAAAGUUGUUUAGGCCUUGAAAAGAAAAAAGGCAAAGGCUCGUACUAAUGCGAAAAAAAGUAAUAACACGGCUCUGUGAGAAACCCGGGAGUGGAAAACGUACGUGUUUUGGACCUCGGAAUUCAAAAAUUGUCUACCAGAAUUCUAGGUUGUCUACCAUCCCCACAUUCAACAUGAUAAAAGUUAAUCGAUAGGACAAUCGAGGAAAAAUAUCUAGAACUUCGUAAAAAAUCUGUGAAUCGAAAAAAUAAUAGACACUUGUUCACCUACCUUAAAAACCGACCAAACUCUCGCCUAGGCAUCGCGUUGUUUAAAGGAUAAAAGAAGAAAUAAGCCACAAAAUGUGCUGAAUAUUUCACGAGACACUUCCAAUAUGGCUUCCGAUAAGCUGUCCACCUAAAAUAAUUGUGUAUGCCUCGUGAAAAGUCUUUAAAAUAUGCCUGAGAGCCUCGAAACGAUGACUGAUUCUGUCUGCCUCCGUCCGUUGUUUUGAAAAUUUUUGAUCACUGGGGCGAUGUUUUGAUUUGUUUGUUGAUAAACACAAGCGCGCAUUCUCAUUGGUUGAAAAGUGUGGCGUGACCAGUUGGCCCUGUCCUUAAAUUUAGGGAUAUUCCGGACUGUUAAUGUUCUAUUUUUGACGGGGAGCGACGGCUGCCUUAGUUCCAGGCUUUCUCUGCCAGUCCGGUCGCCGUCGCCCCGAAAACGUCUCCAUCUUAAGUUCCCUAGUAGAAUGACGACGGCUACCGCGUUUUCCCGCCAAAAUGACGCUGGUUCACGCGCGUGCACUACUUAGUGUUGAGAAAAUCUCGUACUCGUAGUCGUACUCGUCUUAGAAUCUAAAGGUCUCUAAUAUAAGCCUGAGAACGACUUUCUGUAAAUACCACGGAUAGGUGUGCAAGAUGGAAAAGUCGAAAUCCUCCAAACUUUGUCACAACAAAGCCUUUUGGAAACUGUUUUAGAAAAGACUCAGUUCGUUUGACUUAAUAUUUCCCAAAGUAAUAAUUUUUUUUAAUUUUCACCUUCGAGAGGCCUUCAAACCACCGAAAAAUGUGCUUGAUACCCUCGCUUCGUGAAUGGAAACGGAAACUAAUACCAUGACUUUUCUUAUAUUAAACAAUUUUAUGAUCCUUCCUUUCUACCUAAACGUUGUUACAAUUUCAAAAGAUUUCAAUCUGAUUUUUUAAUAUUUUUUCAAAAUUACCCUCUAAAUCAGCAUUAUCGCGACCAUCAAUUUUGCCAUUUUUCAACGGCGAAAAUCCCUUCCUGGUACAUGGCUUUCAUUAGAAAUAUGGUAUUCCAGAGAAAGAGCAAUGCUUCCCCUAUCAAUCUGUGAAAUAAAAUUCUGGGGCAAUUGAAACUGCGAGCUUUUACAACUGAAAACAUUUACGGUACUCGCGUGAUUUACGACCUCUGAACUUGCAGUUGUGUUGAUCAAUACAUCGAAAUACAAGCGAGAACCUAGACAGCACUUGAAACUCUGGCGCAAAUUGGCCCCUUUUCCGCCAGUUUAAACACCAAAAACGAUUUUAGAUUUCACAGUGGUAAAUUUUCAAAAGGAAAAGCAAUUUUAUUGUACGAAAGUGUGCUAUGAACUUCUUGACUACAAUACUUCCCUUACGUGCGUAUUUGUUUACUUUUGCCGUACAUAUUUGUACAAAACGGCUUUAGUGUCGGUAGCUAUUCUUUCAAAUGCUCUGAUUGUUCAUGAACCAAAUCGUUAUAGCUAUUAAAAAAGGAAAACAUUUUGACCUACCUCACAUUAUUUGACAACAGACCCGAAUCCUUUACUGCCUUUAGCGAAACGAGAUUGCGUGACAAAGAACUUUGAGACCCAGGUAAUACCGCGAAAACAGAAACCAUUCCGAAAAAGACACUCACGCGGAGCCUUCUGUAACGAUAACAGCCAAACAUGUAAAUAAUCAAAAUCCUUAGUUUCACUGACUUAUCCGCUAGAGCGAUUAUGAAAACGUAAGACUAGAAAAAAAAAUUUUCACAAGAGACUGUGAAGUGCAUGGUGGGCCCUUAUAGUCUCUUACUUUCCAUAAACGCCUGCUUACACAUUUUGAGAUACGAUUAUGAAUUCGUUACUUGUAUCCUUAGAAGAAUGCCAUUGAGGGGGAAAAAGCGCGCUAAUUCGUAGUCUGAAAGGUCAUCCGUCCCUUCCCUCCACCCCCUAAGGGGCGGCAGCCCGUUUCGGGGUGGGGCGAAGAAACGCAGAACAUUUCAGACUAGACAGGUCGGGGCUAGAAAACCUGCAACUCUGGUGUUAAAAGCAAAGCUUUCUGUAGUUCUGGCAACCACGAGCAAGUUUUGCAUUUCUGAGCAACGUUAGGGGAAAAUAAAGGCUUAUGUCAAGCCAGAAAAAAGUGAGCAGUUUGAUAGAAAAUGUCAAGUACGACUGAACGGAGCCCGUAUAAGCGCCCCUAAUGACUCUGGCAGCGGGGGGGGGGGGGGGGGGAUUUUGAAAUGUCACGUAAAAAAAUAUUCAUGUGUCUAAAAACCCCCCCCCCAGCGGAAAUGCUAAAAUGCAAAAACUAAUAGCAAAACAUAUAUUCGAAUGCUUUGAAAAAAGGAAAGGGGAAGACGGCAAAAAGUAAAUACUCUAGGACUUAGUUAAUUAAUAACUUAUUAGCCAUAUAUGGUGAGAAAUUUUUUGUUGUUUGUAGUUUUAGUUAUUUGGAAAUAGUUGAUAUACUAUUUAUUGUAUAAGACUCCAAAUAAAGAAAACAUGCAUGUAUGUAAGGGGACCUAGCUCUAAGCAUACCGUCUGCGCUUUAGCUGUGAGUCUGCCUUGGAGAUAAAUUUCGCUUAUAUUUUUGAGCAACUCUUUCAAGAAGAUUGCAAGCCGUAUAGUUGCGUCCGUCUGGAACGCUGGAGCGGUGAAACCAAUGAUCGCGCCCCUCACGUCUUGAAGAAAAAAAAACCCGCGUUUUUUGAGAAAAAAAAAAGAAGGAAAGGCCGUUCGCACUAACUGAAAGCUAUUCUUUUUGGCAUUGCUAUUGAAAAUCUGAAAAGAAACAGUCUUACACACGUAACCCUCGGGGCGGUACCAGGUGAAUAUAUCACAUACCCCAUCGUUCCAGGUAUAUAACCUUUACUUAAGCGUAGGAUGUAAGAUACACUUGCGGAUACGCGUAAGCAUAAUGUGAGAGAUACCCAGGGGCAAAAAAAUAACAGUGGCGCUGCUGAUGUUGGCUCCCCUCAAAAAUGAAGCGUAUUAACGUGGGGUUGAAAAGUGAGAUAUUCGGAUAUCUUCGGAUAAUUGAUAGCUAGUUAUUUCCAGUCCACGGACUUUCUCCUAAAUUUUUCGAAAGUAUUUGUUCUCUUAGAAAAUCCAGAAUUUCGAGGUUUCUUGAUAGUUUUAUGCAUACGCUAAUUAUGAGAUUCCUUUUCUUCUUUCCUGACGAUAGGUUAAAUCGGUCAAGAAAAAACAGCUUUCAGUAAGUUGAAAUACGGUUUUGGAAGGCGCGAUCUUUGGUUUCACCGAAGAGCGUUCCUGAGGGGCCCAAAUAUACGGGCUUGCAAUCUCCUUUAAAAAGUUGCUCGAAACUGUAGGCAAAAUUUAUUGCCAAGGGAACGCACAACUAAUAAAAAGCAGGCGGUAUGCUUAGAGCUAGGUCCUCUUUGGUCAAUUUCAGAGUUUCCCCUCCCCACCCAGCCUCCCCCUCCCGCCGGAGUCAUUAGGGGCGCUUUUACGGGCGCGGUUCAGUCGUACUUGACAUUUUCUAUCAAACUGCUCACUUUUUCUGGCUUGACAUGUGCCAUAACCUAUAUUUUGGCAAAACGUUGCUCAGAAAUGCAAAACUUGUUCGAGUUUGCCAGAACUACAGAAAAUUUAAACACAAGAGGUGCUCUAAAGUUAUGCAGGUUUUCUAGCCCCGCCAUGUCUAGUCUGAAAUGUUAUGCGUGUCUUCGCCCCACCCCGAAACGGGCUGCCGACCCUUGGGGGUGGAGGGAAGGGACGGAUGACAUUAUAGACUACGACUUAGCGCUUUUUCCCCCUCAACAUCAUUUUUCUGAGAAUACAAGUAAGGAAUUCAUAAUCGUAUUUCAAAACGAGCGUGAUGAAAACAAGAGACUACAAUGGAGCCUCGAUUUAACGAAGGGCCAAGGGACUAAAAAAAUUUCUAAGCCACCCAACGACGGUUUCCUUCUAAAUUCAUUGAAAACACUUUUCAAUGGUGUACCCAGAGCACUUUUAGAUCUCUAGAAGUGCGUUCUAAACGGCUUUUAAAAUUUGUUCCUGUUCGGUCAUCCUAGGGGAACUUGCAUUGAGUAUUUUCGAAAUUACAAGGGCUUCAGUAUUAUUUUCCCAAAAAUUUUAGAUACAAUUUAACGUAUCACGAAAGUGAGAAUUUUUCUGAUUCCUCUCGCAAUCACAUGUUUGAAUCCGAACAUUUUAGGUUUCCUCUUUUCUACGAAAAAUUAGCCUAACCUGGGAUGUAAAAUGUGAAAAAUUAAACUUCAGAAAAUCGUAGGGAAUUUAUAAGAUAACCUUCGAAAAUUGAACAGGAAUGGAACGGUCAUCUCGAAAUUUUUAGGCGUCCUCAAGCUAUAGAAAAUUCUAGGCUAUAUCUACUUCUCCGAACAAAUAUUUUACAGAAAACAGUCGUUGAGUGCCCCUGAAAUUAAAUUUGCUCGCUAUAACGAGGUUUCGUUAUAUGGAGGUUUUUUUCAUACCGUAAAUCCUCUAUUAAGCCCCCCCCCCCCGAGGGGCUUAUUUAUUUCAAGCCCAUUUGAGGGGGAGGGGCUUAAUAGAGACGUGGGCUUAAUAUAUUUAAUUUGCAAACUACGAUGGUAUCGGUUCUCCAUCCCGGAUCUGUCCACACGAAGUUUUUCGGUCGUGAUUGACUAAUACUGUCUUUCAUUUAUUAGUGAAGAAUAAUAAGGGGUGGGAAGCGGGUGCUUGAUAGAGGGGGGGGGUAUUAACUUUCUUCCCCUGAAAAGGGGGGGGCUUAUUAGAGGGAGGGGCUUAUUUGACAGGGGGCUUUAAUAUAGGUUUUACGGUAUAUUUUACUAUUAUUGAGGUAAAGAAAAUCAUUCCUUGGUUUUUUUAUAUGGUGGUUCCACUGUAUAAGGGUCUACCACUAUAUAGUCUUUUGACGAAAAAAAUUUUUUUUAGCGUUACGUUUGUAGGGUCGCUCUGGCGGAUAAGUCAACGAAACUAAGGAUUUUGCUUAUUUACAUGUUUCGCUUUUAUAGCUACAGAAGGUGCCGCGUGAGUUUCUUUUUCGGAAUGGUAUCUGUCUCCGCGGUAUAACCUGGGUCUCAAAGUUCUUUGUCACGCAAUCUCGUUUCUCUAAAGGCAGUAAAGGAUUCGGGUCUGUUGUCAAAUAAUGUGAGGUAGGUCAAAAUGUUUUCCUUUUUUAAUAGCUAUAACGAUUUGGUUCAUGAACAAUCAGAGCAUUUGAAAGAAUAGCUACCGACACUAUUAGCCGUUUUGUACAUAUAUGUACGGCAAAAGUAAACAAAUACGCACGUAAGGGAAGUGUUGUAGUCAAGAAGUUCAUAGCACAUGCGGAAACAUGACGGCAGUUAGCGUUUCCGCAAGAGUAAACCUGACAGAAACGCGAGUAUAAGGGAUUCGUUUAAGCGUAUCCGCAGAAACUGAAACAUGACGUAUACACCUGUUUCCCGCAACGGUUAGUUACAAUUCCGUCUGCGGAUAUUCAGGCUUCCGUGAGGUAACUGUUACAAAAACACCUUUUUUCAACCUGUGACAAUUUCGCACCAUAAAAUUGCUUUUCCUUUUUGAAAAUUUACCACUGUGAAAUCUAAAAUCGUUUUUGGUGUUUAAACUGGCGGAAAAGGGGCCAAUUUGCGCCAGAGUUUCAAGUGCUGUCUAGGUUCUCGGUUGUAUUCAUCAACACAACUGCAAGUUCAGAGGUCGUAAAUCACGCGAGUACCGUAAAUGUUUUCAGUUGUAAAAACUCGCAGUUUCAAUUGCCCCAGAAUUUUAUUUCACAGAUUGAUAGGGGAAGCAUUGCUUUUUCUCUGGAAUACCAUAUUUCUAAUGAAAGCCAUGUACCAGGAAGGCAUUUUUGCCGUUGAAAAAUGGCAAAAUUGAUGGUCCCGAUAAUGUUGAUAUAGAGGGUAAUUUUGAAAAAAUCAGAUUUAAAUCUUUUAAAAUUGUAACAACGUUUAGGUAGAAAGGAAGGAUCGUAAAAUUGUUUAAUAUAAGAAAAGUCAUGGUAUUAGUUUCCGUUUCCAUUCACGAAGCGAGGGUAUCAAGCACAUUUUUCGAUGGUUUCAAGGCCUCUCGAAGGUGAAAAUUAAAAAAAUAUAUUAUUUUGGAAAAUAUUAAGUCAAGCGAAAUGAGUCUUGUAUUUUCUAAAAUAGUUUCCAAAGGGCUUUGUUGCGACAAAGUUUUGGGGAUUUCGAUUUUUCCAUCUUGCACACCUAUCCGUGGUAGUUACAGAAAGUCGCUCUUAAUUUACAGGGCCGGGGUAGGGGAUUUCCCCCGGCUACUUUCAACGUGGCCCCUGGCUACUUUCAUAGGAAAGUAGAAGAGAAAUAGAACCAAAAGAAAUCCGUAUCUGUUUUAUUUCCUUCCUACUUGUUGUAUUUACCAAGCAACUUGAAAUCUUAGUGAAAGUACGUGAAAGAAGACAUACUGGUGAGAAGCCAUUUAAGAGCAAGCAUUGUGACAAGGUCUUUAGCCAAGCAGGAAAUCUAAAAGUACAUGAAAUAACACAGUGGUGAGAAAAUGUUUAAUUGCAAGCAUAGUAGGAAGGCGUUUAGACGUGCAGAAAGUCUAAAAGCACAUGAAAGAAUACACACUGAUGAGAAGCCAUUUAAGUGCAAGCAAUGUAACGAGGCCUUUAGCCGAGCAGGAGUUCUGAAAGAACAUGAAAGAAUACACACUGGUGAGAAGCCAUUUAAGUGCAAGCAAUGUAACAAGGCCUUUAGCCGAGCAGGAAGUCUGAAAGCACAUGAAAGAAUACACACUGGUGAGAAGCCAUUUAAGUGCAAGCAAUGUAACAAGGCCUUUAGCCAUGCAGGACAUCUAAAGGUACAUGAAAGAAUACACACUGGUGAGAAGCCAUUUAAGUGCAAGCAAUGUAACAAGGCCUUUAGCCGAGCAGGAAUUCUGAAAGAACAUGAAAGAAUACACACUGGUGAGAAGCCAUUUCAGUGCAGGCAUUGUGACAAGGUGUUUAGCCAAGCAGGAAAUCUAAAAGCACAUGAAAGAAUACACACUGGUGAGAAGCCAUUUAAGUGCAAGCAAUGUAACAAGGCCUUUAGCCAAGCAGGAACUCUAAAAGCACAUGAAAGAAUACACACUGGGAAGAAGCCAUUUAAGUGCAAGCAAUGUAACAAGGCCUUUAGCCGAGCAGGAAUUCUGAAACGACAUGAAAGAGUACACACUGGUGAGAAGCCAUUUCAGUGUAGGCAUUGUGACAAGGUCUUUAGCCAAGCAGGAAAUCUAAAUGUACAUGAAAGAACACACAGUGGAAAGAAAAUGUUUAAUUGCAAGCAUUGUAAGAAGGCGUUUAGCCGUGCAGAAAGUCUAAAAGGACAUGAAAGAAUACACACUGGUGAGAAGCCAUUUAACUGCAAGCAAUGUAACAAGGCCUUUAGCCGAGCAGGAAGUCUGAAACGACAUAAAAGAAUACACACUGGUGAGAAACCAUUUCAGUGCAAGCAUUGUAAGAAGGCGUUUAGCCAUGCAGAAAGUCUAAAAGUACAUGAAAGAAUACACACUGGUGAGAAGCUAUUUCAGUGUAGGCAUUGUGACAAGGUCUUUAGCCAAGCAGGAAAUCUAAAAGUACAUGAAAGAACACACAGUGGUGAGAAACCAUUUCAGUGCAAGCAUUGUGACAAGGCGUUUAGCUGGCCACGAUAUGUGAAGCAACAUGAACGAAUACACACGGGUGAGAAACCUUUCAAGUGCAAGCAGUGUAACAAGGCCUUUCGUUGGAGCACGUCUCUUAAAGCACACGAAGAAAGUCACCGUUGUUGGAUUUGUCUUAGGCUGAUUAAGACCAAGCCCCUGCUUCUUCAACAUUAUGAUGACCAUAUGUUACUGGACCUAACGUCGUAAAUUUAAUCAACGUAUUCAACAUUUGUGACUUAACUUUGUAUAAUGAUUUAUUAAGGGGCCGACCAUUUAACUCUUGAGGGUGGGGGUGGGUGAUUUCUGGUCAUCAAGAAUUUUUUUUCCUAGCAAUCUGGUUGGCAGGAUAUUUUUUUCCCUUUUUUUCCCAUAUGCUCUCUAUUACAUUUGUGCUUCAUGCGAUUUUUUUCUUCUGACAAGCGGCCCCUAAUAUUUCCUUGUAAAUUUAAGCUAUUUAACAAAAAGUUAAAUUAAUUUAGAUCUGGGUAAUUUCCCUGGUUUCUUAAAAGAAUUUUCCUAAUUGUUUUAAGUGUUAAUGUUCUUUUCAGUUGAUAGCAUGUUAGAACCAACUCCCAACAGUAAAGAUGGGGUAUCAAAAACGUAGUUGCUUCGUUUCCACUAACGCGAAAAUUUAAUUAAAAUGUUAUUAGAAGGCUAUUGUUCAAGGCUUGUAGAAAGUGGAGUGUAAAAAAGGUUCCACGCAAAACACUAUCUGAGUUUUGUUAAAAGUGGGAAGUUUUGUCAAGCAGGAGUCGAACCAGGAUUUCUUUUAAGAAAAGUUCAAAAGUUAUGCUUUUUGUAGCGAAUCAUUUGCACCGUUUACCCCCACUGCAAGUUAAUUUCUUGUAAGCGCGAGACCCUUGUAUGGUCGUAGUUUCAGUUUUAGUUUCUGGUUUGAUUGGUGCAUUUAAUGGUGGGAGACUCCUCCUCCUCCUCCUUUUCUGUAAGUAGACAAGGAAAGAGUUUCUUAACAUUUACAGGCUAGUGUCAAUUUUUGUGGUUUCGAUCAUCUGCAAAAAAUUUCAGUUUCAGUUGCUUGUUCGAUUGAUGCUUUUAGGGUUUGAAGACCCUCAGGAACCUCCUGCUUUGUUUUCGUUGAAAAAGGUACCAAGACAGUCAUUAUGGUAUCAAUCAUUUGCAAAAUGUUUACAUUUGGAACCUUCUUGUUUUCGGCUCAUAUAGUUUGUGGCCGAAGCACAGCGAAGCAAAACAAACAGAAAUUGCGGGUCUAGAUCUCUUGUACGGGAGACUAAUGGUUUGAAGAUAUACUGCGUUGUGUGUAAUAACGUUCUCUGCUGACGAGUGGCCUUUAAAGGAAAUUUGAAUGUGUAACAAAAUGAUUUUAGCGAUGAGGCGUCACGGAAGUGAGAGUUAUUCGUUACUCGCAAAGCAGCUAUUUGUGUGGCCUUAUCCUUACAAUAAGUUGAGUUUUUUGUCAUGCAUUUCCUAUUAACCGUUAUAGUGUUGAGGCAGUUCUUUUUAUCAGUCAUUUUCCCAGUAAUCACAUCAUUAUAGAUGAUUCUGAUCGCUGGCUGGCGUCAUUACAUCAGUGGUUACUGAAAUUUUGAGGCGGCAUUGUUGUUAAUAUUUUUUUUUUAGAUUUAGGAGCGGUGUUAGGUUUGGAACUUUGACGCUUGAAGUUUUUAUUUGUACCCUUAUCUUGUAGACGUGCAGCUUUCGUGACGAAGAAAAAUAUUUUUUGGUUCCGUUUUUAAGUCUCUUUUAGCUUAUGUUUAUUGUUGUGUUCAUUUUGUGCAAAAAUGGAAAAUACAGUGUUUGGUUUGAAGUAAAAUGCUCUCUAGACUAUUAUGUUCUACAUAUUAAACAGCGUAGAAAGUGUUAAUAUUUUCACCACGAGUGUGCAUCGGAAAUGCGCAAUCUCACAAUUUUUUAUCGUCAAAGCCUUGCUUAUUUUCCUGCCCCUGGUUUUCCAAACGUUUGCCAGUGCUUUCUACCAGACAAAUCACUAUCCAACGGAUAAAUAUUCGGGGAAACAAUUACGUUAUCCACUAGAGAGAUCUUUUUCCAGAGGAUAGCGCUUGAACGCUAGGGCCUAAAGUGAUCAUUGAAUUCAUUAAAUUAAUCCCACAACCUUGGGCGUUGUUUCUACAGUACUAGGAGUCUUUAGGAUAUAUUAUUGAUUAGAACCCCAUCCAGUUCCUGACCCCGCCGAAAAAGGGUUACUUAACUUAAGUGGCAUACGAGACAGUUGAAGUUUUGCAAGAUAAGGACCUCGAGUAUUAGGCUCAAUUUCCGCGGCUCUCUCGGUCCUCCCCGAGAAGAGACGGCUAGACGCUUGAGUGGCCUAUCGUGUGUGUGACGUAAAUUCAAAAUUUUAAUUUAUGCGUCGUUACCAAGCAUCGGAAAUGGGAAAUGUCAUUAAAUACCGACCAAAUGUUGUACUUAGCCUCGUCAUCGCAUUUGUAUUUGCCAUAAAAAUCAGCAGAAACACGUGCGGAUUGUAUUUGCAUCGAUCUUGCAUCACCGAUGGACUUCACAGUCGUCUCUUUGACGUUAGCUGUCAACAACCAUGGUUGCGGUUGGUUGAACUUGAAAAUCAUACCUACCAUUUGCCAGUUUCUCUAAGCUAAUACUUUUCUUUGGAAAUAUUUUAAGUUUUUAAGCUUUAAACGCCCUAACGCACGAUUGCACACCACAUCAAUCCGCUGUUUUAAAUCUGCUCCAGGAAAACAAACUUACGCUGCCUGCUCGAUUUGAUCUGGUGAAGAUCUGAUUGGUGGAAAUUGACAAUAGCAAACUCAUGCGUCCGGCUGCUGGUCGGGAAGAAGCGUGGGCUUAUUUCACGAACAGCGGCUGGUAAUCUAGCCUCCCACGCAGGCGUUUUUAGGGGAGCUCGUUUUUCAUCCCUCCCCACAAACGCCUGCUCAAGCGAAGACAAUAUUCCUUUCCCAACCUUAGCCAAUCACAUUGUACUUUCCAAAUUCUGGAAAGUUGACCUUGACCGCAAGGUAAUCUCGACUGAUAAUUACUCAAUCUGCAUUAAACACUGGGAAAGCUUUCUGGCCUCUAAUAAAUGUUAGAUUCAGAGCGGCAAAAAUAAGGUUUAGUCAAAAUUUAGAAUACUCCAUGCACUGCAUAACUUUAGCGAAGGAAAGAAAAGAAGGAAAACGGUAACUCUAGGGUCACGUUCAGUCGUGUUUAGCCUGUCAACACUUUAUUGCACAACUGUUGAUUGGUCACGUACCACGCAAAUAAAACAAUGGGAAAGGAAUGUUGUUUUCGGUUGAGCAGGCGUUUGUGGGGAGGGAUGAAAAACGAGCUCCUCUAAAAACGCCUGCGUGGGAGGCUACUGGUAAUCUAGCCUACUCCCGUAUACGACGUGGAGAAACUCCAUACUGAUGACGUCACGCCACCUAGAUACUACUGGUCAUGAAGCGUGGGAAAUUUGCUUGAACCAUGCAAAGAGAUGCACUACUUAGGUCUGGGUACUGAUACGUCGUCUGGGGUCUUUCCUUAAACGUCUUUUCGCAGGGAAGCCAGUGGUGGCGUCAUGAAAUGUCGCGUUUUCUCAGUCUAGAAUCAGUCUGUCUCAGUAUGCUGGAGAGCAAUGGAAGUACUGGGACAACAAAAACAAAGAAAUGAUAUCAUUUAAACUUGCAAUUUUCUUUGUUUUUGUUGUCCCAGUACAUCUCUUGUUCUCCAGUAUGGCAAUUUUGUACCACCUGAACCGCUAGCUGUAAGCAGCCUGUUCAUGGGACAAAUUUCAGCUAAAAUCUGCUGUUGUGAGGCUUUUUCAAGUCGAAUGUGGCCAAAGGCGAUUUACGACAACCAGAAAUUACAGGAAUCACGAAAUUCAAUAUUGCAUCGCUUUCCCAGGCCUUUUGUCCAGGAUUGUAGGUUCUCAACACCCCGCGAGCAGAGCCUCAUUGGCUGAGGAGGAGAAAAGGAAGCUCUGCCUGAAUGAGGUUUGAGGUCGCCGCAGCCCCAACUUCUGGACUAAACAAUCUUCAUUCUUGUUUUGUCUCGUCAAACUAGUUUUUUUCGAGUGUGAGCUUCCAUUUAUCAUAACCGAGCCGGCUGAAGCAAGCGCACGACUAAAGGCCUGGGUUAGAAACUAUAUCUCAGCAACGUGCCGCGCAUGCUCAACAAAGCUCUUCCUCGAUUCAUGCAGAAUCUUUCACAAGUACGCCAAAAUCGAGCAAAUUAAACGAAGAUUCGACAGUAAUAUUUAUUUUUAUUUGUGGCUCAAAUCUCGAUAAUCCUUGAGUAGGCCUUCAAGGAACAACAGAGAACUAAGCGAGCGAAAAUUGUUCCUGUCGUAUAAUAUUCGUACUGCAUACCUAUUGUCCCGACACGGGGAACUAAGUUAUGGGAGGAAACAGCGACUGCCAGGACAAGAGUAGAGUAGUGAGAGUAUGCGAGAUGCACUUCAACUAACUCCAUUGAACUGGCCAAGAGGCGGGCAGAAAUCGGGCGAUUCUAACCAAGGGCAGCAAUGCAUUAUCUCACCAGCGCGCAGGCCCAACACGACGGAAAUUUAAGGAGUUACUCAUUUCCCACGUCACGGACCAAUUGUGUAUGCAGUGAGAAUAUUAUAUUGAGUUGCACUGGGAGUAACAAUGAACCAUCAGCGACUCGUAUUAACUCUAUGUGAUAGUAUGUGUGAUCUAUUUCAAAUUUACACAUUAUUCCUCAUACCUCGAACAGCUUGAGGAAGACUGACUUAUCAUUGAGGAUUAUAUUUGAAUUAUAGUUGUUUUGUGGCGCGGUGGUUUCUCUCCUUUCGUGGCGCAGCGUCCGACCUGGAGAAACCACUGCUCGCAGGGUACUCAAUUGUCUGAUAUUUAAUAAAGGUUUUUUUUGAGGAACGAAGAAAAGCUCCAAAUUGAUUGUACUCGGAAAUUGCCCUUAAAUUCAAAAUAAAACGAAGCAAAAACUGUACAGUAACACAUUAAUGUUUCCAUUUGCCAAAGAAAUACAGUUGUGGGCACCUCUCUAUUACGGAGAGUUCGUUUGGUCUCAGAAAUACCAAAAAUCAUACAUUCCCUACCUCUAUAAUACGGACACCUCUGUAAAGCGGACACUUGGUUCUGUCCCUUUGGUGUCCGUAUUAAAGAGGUUUGACUGUAUUACGUGUGCCGAUGUGCCAAAUGAUUGUAGUCAGAAGGUUUCACAGUAUUUUGCUAAUUUGCGCAGUUCAGUAUUCACUUUUGGCUUUGAUUUCCUCUGUACAUGUAGACAAAGUACUUGCAUGGUUGAGUUUUAGAAAGAUCUACGUCCUCAAAACGAGUUUCAGUAAAAACUUGCCACAAAUUAACGACAAAAAUUACCCUUCCAACUAUAAGCUAGCCCAAUGGAUUUUGCGACACACAUUUCCCUCCCAGUAUAAAUGUAGGCGAUUUUGAAACGUAAAUUUCGCUCUACCAAAAAUAAGCCCCGCAAAAAUGGCCUUUGAAAAAGAUAAGCCCUGGGAAUUAUUUUCGAAAUUUUACGGUAUUUUCCAAAAUGUAAAAUACGUUUAUCGCAAAACCUAGCGUAGGUGUAAAAGGCCAACAGUAUGAAUUAAGAGAAAUAAGCCAAUAGCAAAAAAAUAUACUGUGAAACAAAAUCAAACAAUGUAUUUAAAUAGGUGGUUUGAUUGGGUUUCUUUAAUAUAUAGUUGUAGCCUCCAAACCUCUGUUUGAAACUAAACCAUCGAAGCGCGGUACGAAAUUCGGAUUUAUUUUAUUAGCUUUGCCAACAUAACAUAAAUACAAAUACAAAUACAUAAGGGUAAUCAAACAAAAUAAAAGAAAAAGUGUCGAGGAUUCCGCAACAGCGUGAGCCAAUUACUGCGGGCCCAGAUAAUUAAAAUAAUAGAAUAUUUAAAAUACAGUGAAACCUCUAUUAAGCGGACACCUUCGGGACCUUCCCAAGUGUCCGCUUAAUAGUGUUUGUAAAAAUUGCGCAAUUUUUUUAACGAUCACUAUUCAACUGUUACUCUUAUAUCUACCAUUGUGUCUUUAAAAUCAGGGGUAACCAGACAAUGACCACAAGCACAUAACGUUUUUCAAACGCCACCUUAUUCGUAUUUUAUUUAUACGAUCGAUGACAGCGGGGUUGUCUCAAUAGAUCUCUUUCUUAUGCAUUAUUCAUCACACGAGAUGUCCCACGAGGCUCUAUUUUGGGUCCCGUCCUUUUCUCGUUGUACAUUAAUGAUCUUCCACUUGGUAUAUCAGAAAGCUUGCAAUGUAGACAUUUGUGCUGAUGACACUACAUUAUGGAAGACUGGUACUGAUCCUACAAGUAUCAAGCAUGGCCUUCAAAGUAGUCUCAUUAAAGCAGAUCACUCAUGAUCACUGGUUCUCCCGCCGAAACAAGAUUAUGCCAAAUGCAAAGAAAACAAAAUAGUUACUUCUUGAAACGAAGCAAAAGAUUUCUCAUUGUGCAAAUCUGGUCCUGAAUCUUUUCUUAUUUUUUUUGCGAGGAACCAAAAUUAAACAAGCUGUCAAUGAAAAGAUUCUUGGCGUGAUUCCAGACAAGCAUCUUGACUGGACUACUCAGACAUAUUAAUUAUACAGAUUAUAUGAUCACCAAAUUAAAAUACGCCUAGGAAAUUAUUAUACAAUGCUUUGAUUAAGUAUAUAUUAGAAUAUUGCCUCUCUGUGUUGGGAAACACUACGAAUAAUAAUUCAAUUAAGCUCCUCAGGAUUCAAAAGCGUUGUGCAAGACCAAUUUUGGACACAAACAUUUAUGCCAGCUCAGUUAAACUUUGUUACAAGCAGCUGGGCUAGAUCCCCAUUGAUGAUAUCACAGUCUUGAGGAAACUUUGUAUUAUGUUCAAUAUCAUUAAUGGUAAAUGUCCUGAUUAUUUCGAUCAUUAUAUUUGCUACGUCAAUACCAGGCAUAAUUAUGAAACUAGAGCGUCAACUAAUGCAGAACUAUCCGUCCCUUUUUUGAUACCAAGACUGGUCAACGUACAUUUCUUGAAAGUGGCCCCAGACUUGGGAAUGAUCUAGCUAGAAAUAUUAGGGGUCUAAGUACCAUGGCUAAAUUUUAAAAUUAAUUACAUAAACAAUUUUCAGACUGUAAUUUUGAAAAUGACCAUUUUAUUAUUAGCAGAAGUUUUUAACGUUUAAUGUUUUUAAAAUUCCAAUCUUAUUAAAGUGCUAACCCUUCAAUUUGUUUUCUUUUGGUAGAUUUCCAUAUCUUUCAAGAACUCAUUUUCGAAAAUAAUUUUCGGAAAUAUUGAAUCCUUUUUUUUUUCUUUUACGACCGCUAAAAGUGAAGGCAGUCUUGUCGAUAUCUUCACCUUUCGUUCGCAUUAGUCCCCCACUGGGCCAAAUGUGUCAAAAUAUGGAGCGUGACGUAAGAAAAGGACAUCGUGCGAAAAUAUGCGAAGAUUCGCGGUAAUGCUUUAUUGAUAAACAGAGAAAAUGGUUGAAAAAUGUGUGGUUUUUGGAUGAAGAGGACAUAUUUUCAUACCAGUUGUAAGCUUAACAAAUAAUCUUCGAUCGUACUAUACUUUCAAUGCUUCGUGCUUUGGAAUGGUGUCCUUUUCUUACGUCACAGCUAAAAAAGUGUCAAAUAUCGGACGCUUCUCAUUGGCUCGUUCCUAAUGAGCCCACGAGACAAAAAUCUGUCCAGCGGGGCUUAUAGCGCGAAAAAAUUUAAAACUUUCAGUAACUUUUAGCGCUCGUAAAAAAAAGGAUUCAAUAUUUCUGAAAAUGAUUUUCGAAAAUGAGUUCUUGAAAGGUGUGGAAAUCUACCAAAAGAAAGCAAAUUGAAGGGUUAGGGGCACUUUAAGUUUUUUAUCGAUCUGAUAUAUUUAUAGUCUUUAUAAGUUUGCAAUGAACCUGCAAUUCAGUCAUCUGAGGUGCAGUAAACUAGUGAUACUUGAUUUUUUAGUAGCUAGUUGAAAGUCAAUUUAAUUUGCUCAAGAUAGAUUUACCAGCUAACUUUUCUUUGUUUUAUUUCAGGCAUUGUAGUGACUGCUUAUUCUCCGCUUGGAUCUCCUGAUAGACCGUUUGUCGACAAAGACGCGCCUGUUGUAUUAGAUAAUCCUCUGUUGCAGAAAAUCGCUGAUAAACAGAAAACUACGAUCGCUUUGGUGAGCUGUACAGUAUUUAUAUCUUUUAUGGACUGCUCUCAGCCCUCUAUUCGGUUCUCAAAUUUUUAUUCUGUGAGCACGCUAACUGACGCGAGUGUUAAAAUGGAGCGCGAUCAACUGAGACGUGCAAAAUGUGACUUAUUAGGGACUUUUACGAUCCGACGACGCGAUAUCAGACGUUCUUCCAGUCUUUAUCGCGAUUAUUCCUACCCAUUUACUUCAUCAAAAGUAGGCGACCCCCCACCCCCACCCCCACCCCUAGAGUUGAGUCGUAGGAUCCCUAUCCAAGUUCAGAAAGAGAAAUAAAAUUUCGUCGUCUCUUGUUCACGUCCUCCAUUUGAUGUAAAAUUAGGCAAUUUCAGAUCGCAGUCGUUCAAAAACGGCAAAGAAAUGUACGAAAAAGUGUGAUGCACGUGCAAAGUUGAUUAUUCCGAUGUUCUCGUUUUCAUCGCGUCGUCGGAUCGUAAAGUCCCUACUUACUGUAAGAACACCCAAGUUGUUCUUGGUGUGUAUCACCCCCUACACCCGGAACAAGAUCGCUUGAAACAAAUGCCCUGCCUCGAUCCAUAAAGCUAAGGCUGAACUUGUCCCGGGAAUUGCCGCGGUUACGGUGGUAACAAGUAAAAUUGAAUAAGGUGUAAUUGGUUUUUCAUCAUGCAGGUCGCUCUGGCGUGGGGUAUUAAGCGUGGAACUCCAGUCCUUCCAAAAGCUGUCUCUGAGAAUCACAUCAAAGAGAACCUAGAAGCACUUAAUGUGAAACUAGAUGAUGAUGACAUGAAGGCCAUCGAAAACAUCGGGAUACGUCACCGGUAUUUUACCAUGAGGUGGAUGUACAAACCCGAGGAGGUUCCUGACAAUUACUGGGAUGGCGAGGAGUGA
Messenger RNA from Porites lobata, 62836 nucleotides. The record is from the annotation of a GenBank genome assembly. NCBI's taxonomy places the organism in Eukaryota, Metazoa, Cnidaria, Anthozoa, Scleractinia, Poritidae.